ACAUCUCUAGCCUGUACCCCCCAAUCUGGAUGUUUCCAGCCUGCAUCAGAGGGAGGUGCCAUAAGAGCAUCCUACAUUUGCUUUUCCCUGUUUGCAAGUGAAACACAAGUCACACAGUGUGGAGGGGAGGAGGGGAAAAGGAGGAGGAGCUGCUUGGUGUGAAGGCACAGCAUACAGAGAGCUCUGGACAGCAGGAACUCAGAGCUCCAUGGGCUGCAAGCAAGUCAGCACUUACUGAGUGCCCACAUCAACAGACUGGCACUGCUUCCACUGUGCCCACAUCAACAGACUGGCACUGCUUCCACUGUGCUCAUAUCAACAGACUGGCACUGCUUUUACUGUGCCCACAUCAACAGAUUGGCACUGCUUCCACUUUGCCCAAAUCAACAGACUGGCACUGCUUCGACUGUGCCCACAUCGACAGACUGGCACUGCUUCCACAUCAAUUGACUGGCACUGCUCUAACUUUGCCCAUAUCAACAGACUGGCACUGCUCUCACUGUGCCCAACUCAUCUGAUUGGAACUGAUGUCAUUGUGCCCAGCUCAUCUGAUUGGCAUUGCUGUUAUUUUGCCCAGCUCAUCUGAUUGACAUUGCUGUCACUGUGCCCAGCUCAUCUGAUUGGCACUGCUGUCACUGUGCCCAACUCAUCUGAUUGGCACUGCUGUCAACUAACUAAGCAGAGGACUACUUGUACUGCAAGCGCCCAGACCCCCCUGUGCCUAACUCAUCCAACUUACCGUGUACCCAUUAUGCCAAGGAGCUCUGCCUGGCACUGCACUUUAUACACUGUACCCAGAUCAUCUUUGCCUCUGCACCUGCUUGUUUGACUGGCAUUAACCUGUAUCCCGGGCUCUAUAGACUGGCACUGAGCAUUAUAGCCACAUAGAGACUGGCACUGGGCACUAUACCCACACAGGACUGUACAGGGCUCCUGGCAUUAUAUAAACCUUCAUAGAGACUGGCACUGGGCACUAUACCCACACAGGACUGUACAGGGCUCCUGGCAUUAUAUAAACCUUCAUAGAGGCUGGCACUGGGCACUAUACCCACACAGGACUGUACAGGGCUCCUGGCAUUAUAUAAACCUUCAUAGAGGCUGGCACUGGGCACUAUACCCACACAGGACUGUACAGGGCUCCUGGCAUUAUAUAAACCUUCAUAGAGACUGGCACUGGGCACUAUACCCACACAGGACUGUACAGGGCUCCUGGCAUUAUAUAAACCUUCAUAGAGGCUGGCACUGGGCACUAUACCCACACAGGACUGUACAGGGCUCCUGGCAUUAUAUAAACCUUCAUAGAGACUGGCACUGGGCACUAUACCCACACAGGACUGUACAGGGCUCCUGGCAUUAUAUAAACCUUCAUAGAGGCUGGCACUGGGCACUAUACCCACACAGGACUGUACAGGGCUCCUGGCAUUAUAUAAACCUUCAUAGAGGCUGGCACUGGGCACUAUACCCACAAAGGACUGUACAGGGCUCCUGGCAUUAUAUAAACCUUCAUAGAGGCUGGCACUGGGCACUAUACCCACACAGCACUGUACAGGGCUCCUGGCAUUAUAUAAACCUUCAUAGAGGCUGGCACUGGGCACUAUACCCACACAGGACUGUACAGGGCUCCUGGCAUUAUAAAAACCUUCAUUGCAGCCAGUCUGGGUAGUGUGAGGAUCCUGAGAGCUACUUACCGGCCGGAGGGGAUAUAAUGCCCCCUGUGCAGCCCUGAGUGGCCCUCACUGAGUGUGUACUCACUGCCUUGCUCUCAGACUCGCGGAUUCGGAGCUCUAGCGGCGGGAGCAUGGCCCAGGAGCGGCUGCAGCCCCGGCUCUGCCACAUCAGGAAGGGCGAGCAGGGCUACGGCUUCCACCUGCAUGGCGAGAAGGGCAAGACCGGCCAGUACAUCCGCAAGGUGGAGCCCGGCUCCCCGGCAGAAACCGCGGGGCUGAAAGCUGGAGACCGGGUGCUGGAGGUCAAUGGGGAGAAUGUGGAGAAAGAGACCCACCACCAGGUACCUACCUCUACCCUCUGUAUAAACACCUCUCUAUAGCCUGACCUCUGUAUAACGUACCCUCUGUAUAAACACCUCUCUAUAGCCUGACCUCUGUAUAACGUACCCUCUGUAUAAACACCUCUCUAUAGCCUGACCUCUGUAUAACGUACCCUCUGUAUAAACACCUCUCUAUAGCCUGACCUCUGUAUAACGACCGACCUGCUGUCUGGAUAACGACUUGGCCUCUCCUCUCUAUAUAUUAUAUUCUCUAUAUAACGACCUGCUCUCUGUAUAACCACCGGACCUCUCUAUAUAACAACCUGGCCUCUCAAUAUAACGACCUGCUCUCUAUAUAACGACCUGCCCUCUCUAUAGCAUGACCUGCUCUCUGUAUAAAGACCUGACAUCUCUAUAUAUUAUAGUCUCUAUAUAACGACCUGACCUCUCUAUAUAACGACCUGCCCUCUCUAUAGCAUGACCUGCUCUCUGUAUAAAGACCUGACAUCUCUAUAUAAUGGCCUGACCUGUCUGUACAACAACCUGCCCUCUCUAUCAUAACCUGUUCUCUGUAUAACGACCUGACCUCUCUAUAUCAUGCCCUGCUCUCUAUAUAACGACCUGCCUUCUCUAUAUCAUGACCUGCUCUCUGUAUAAUAACCUGCCUUCUCUAUAUCAUGACCUGCUCUCUAUAUAACAUCCUGCCCUCUCUAUAUCAUGACCUGCUCUCUAUAUAACGACCUGCCCUCUAUAUAUCAUGACCUGCUCUCUAUAUAAUGACCUGCCCUCUCUAUAUCAUGACCUGCUCUCUAUAUAAUGACCUGCCCUCUCUAUAUCAUGACCUGCUCUCUCUAUAACGACCUGCUCUCUCUAUAACGACCUGACCUCUCUAUAUCAUGACCUGCUCUCUAUAUAACGACCUGCCCUCUCUAUAUCAUGACCUGCUCUCUAUAUAACGACCUACCCUCUCUAUAUCAUGACCUGAUCUCUAUAUAACGACCUGCUCUCUGUAUAACAACCUGACCUCUCUAUAUGGUGACCUGCUCUCUGUAUAAUGACCUGACCUAUCUAUACCAUGACCUGCUCUCUGUCAUUUCUAUAUAUUGGCCAAUCCCACUGACCUAUCAUCUGUAUAUAUUGACCAAUCAUCUGUAUAGAGCAAGCAUUGGAACCAACCUCUACAUAUUGACCAGUGUAACCAACCUCUUCUCUACAUACUGACCAGUGCCACCCACCUGUCCUCUACAUACUGACCAGUGACCUGUCCUCUACAUACUGACCAGUGCCACCCACCUGUCCUCUACAUACUGACCAGUGCCACCCAUCUGUCCUGUACAUACUGACCAGUGACCUGUCCUCUACAUACUGACCAGUGACCUGUCCUCUACAUACUGACCAGUGCCACCCACCUGUCCUCUACAUACUGACCAGUGCCACCCAUCUGUCCUGUACAUACUGACCAGUGACCUGUCCUCUACAUACUGACCAGUGCCACCCAUCUGUCCUCUACAUACUGACCAGUGCCAUCCACCUAUCCUGUACAUACUGACCAGUGCCACCCACCUGUCCUGUACAUACAGACCUUUGCCACCCACCUGUCCUGUACAUACUGACCAGUGCCACCCACCUGUCCUGUACAUACUGACCAGUGCCACCCAUCUGUCCUGUACAUACUGACCAGUGCCACCCAUCUGUCCUCUACAUACUGACCAGUGCCACCCACCUAUCCUGUACAUACUGACCAGUGCCACCCACCUGUCCUGUACAUACAGACCAGUGCCACCCACCUGUCCUGUACAUACUGACCAGUGCCACCCACCUGUCCUGUACAUACUGACCAGUGCCACCCACCUAUCCUCUACAUACUGACCAGUGCCACCCACCUGUCCUGUACAUACUGACCAGUGCCACCCACCUGUCCUGUACAUACUGACCAGUGCCAUCCACCUGUCCUGUACAUACUAACUACUGACCACUAGCACUGACCUGUACUAAGUAUGCUGAUCUCUAACACUGGCUUCUCUUGUGUGUACUAACCACCUGCACUUACCUUUCCUCCUUAUUUUAAAUAACAGUAAUAACCUGUGCUCUGUAUGCUUGUCAGUCUUAUGCCCACCACUUUCACUUACCUCCCAUUUAUAGUCACAUUGGCCUCCUCUCUAUAUGUGCAGACUGUUUUGCUUUAUGACUUUUGCUAGCCUUUGUUUUAUGUAUACCUUUAUAGGUAUAGGUACAUGUAUGUAUACCUUUUAUAGGUAAAUGACAUGCAUAUGCAAAACUCUGAUCAGUAUGUUUUCAGUGUGUGACCUCUUGUUUUGAUAUAUUGAAGUAAGCGAUCAAUUAUCACUGCCAGUUAAUUUAUUUAAUUACUAGCAAAUUUGGUUAAUCUUAAUUUCAGGGAUUGUGGUUAACUGAUAAGGAAAUUUAAAAAUGUAGGCCAAAAUAAUUAGAAUUAGAUAAAAAAUGGACAUCUCAAUUUUCUGGUAUUUUGCAAACUCAGCUGUUUUUUCCUAAAAAGUGAAAUUUUCUUGUAAAAUUUUAACUUGCAAUGCAAAUAUUUAUAUAGAUUAGAUGUCUAUAACCCCUUACCUGUUAUAUGUGUAGGCACCAGACUAUCAGUCUUUCAAAAUCAACCUGUUCUAUUAGUAGAUAACCAGUCUUAAUCUAAAAAUUCAAUACAGAAUGCAAAUAUUGACCCUCCCCCUUGUCUUUACUGAUGACAAAUGCAAACAUGACCCACUAUAUACACGACCAACCCCACCGUUGGUCUACCAUUAUAUACUAGACCGUGCAUGGAGUCAAAAUAACUUUUCGGCACCAGUUAAUGAGAUUCUUAAACCUAUGCAUUAGUGCAUUUAAAAGGGAUUAUGAUCCAGUAAGUUUCAGAUUUUGGAUUCUCCGGUUCCUGCACUACACACGAUCACUUAAAACUGACUUGGACUUUGUAAACCGACUUGUUCUGACCACCGUCAUUGAUCGUUCCUCUGUGAUCAGACUCGGGAGGGUGGAUAUGCGAAUAUAGAAUAAACUGAUAAUAAGGUAAAAGAUGAACUGUCGAAAAACACCACCACUUGAUGUUCAGUGCCCUCAUAAACAUUUCAUUUAGAAUACAUUAAAGAAGGCAGUUGGUGGGUUUCGUCUCAGAAGAUAAGUUUGAGAGCAGGUGGCGUGGAGAACUAUGUAAAGACGAGAACAGUAUGCGAGAGCAACAUGACAAAUUAUUAAUGGUAUAAAAUUCAAUUAAAACGUGCAGGUACAGUGGUAUUUAAAUUCCACAUAUGUCCCAGCAGGGGAAAGUUUAGAAAGACGCGUCUGCAGAGCUGAGCGCUAUCUCUCUCUUUUCAAUGUCUCUAAAGUGUUGUUAGAAGAUAGAGUUUCAGAGAUGUCAACCAACUGCUGUCAAGCUCUGCCGAACAAAUCAAAGGCAAUAUUUAAGCAAGUGCUCAAAUACAUUUUCUAUUAAUUAGAAUUUCCAAAUGGGACAAUAUGAUCACUCUCAGCCUAUCAAUGACUGCGAUAGCUGGUAUGAUUUGAUAUGGCGUAAGUUGGAACAUAAUGACUCCUAAGUCAUUUCGUCAUAUGAGUUGGGCUGCUGGGAACCUAAUUCACUGUUAAACCAUUCAAAAAGAGUUUAAGAAUAGCACCUGGGGACAUAAGCCACCAUACCCACUUCAAUUAGAUGAAGUGGUUAUGAUACCUACAGUGUACCUUUAAUUAAAAGAUGCAAGAAUUGUAUCCUUUAUGGCUCUUCCUAUAGAGGAAGAGCAUUGAUGAUCAUUAGGCAUCAGUGUUCCAAUAAUGAUAUUUUAUGAUCUCAUCACUAACUGGUCCCUUAAUACUUUAUGCUAUUUUGGACUGUCCUGUUUAUUUAGCACUUGUUGCUCUAUAAAGCCCUGCAAAAUGCUAAACAUUACCCAAUGCUAGAAUCAAUAAACUGUGUAUCUAUGCAUGGUCCUUGUCUGUGUUUGAAAGAUCUACUAUGGUAAUUCAGCAAUAGAUAGUUUUCGGUUUAUGCUGGCCAAACAUGCUAUCUGUCUUCCUGUUUACGAUAUCUGAUGGCUAAAGUCACGUGAGUAGAGUUUACAGUGAAAGGAGAACAUUAAAAAAAAAUUUGUUUCAAAUUUGCAAAAUGUUUUAUCUUUAAAGAGCAGACCUUUUAUAUAGUAUACUUUCCCACCUUAAAGAAGAAGUUAAAUAAUAUGACACAGUGUCUCUUGCCAAAGUAAGCCAUAGACUCAUAACACUACUUUUAAUUUCACUUCUUUCCUGGUAAAUGAGAAGUAAAGCAACAAUGCCCUUCCUUUUUACAAGAAUUUUAACAUAGUAAUAUGAUCUCCUAAACUGAAUUGAAAGUGAUUUACAAAGUGGAUCCUUAUCUGUGAAAAAACAUUCGCUGACCUCUUUGUAGUCCCUACAUACAUUUUUUUUUUUUUAAUGUACAGAAUUAAUCCACCAACAAUACCACAACAUCAUUAUAAAAACAACAGCAACAACACACCAGGGUGUUUUAUACGUUCCUCUAAUAUAAUACUCAUAUAUCAUAUACAGUCACUAUAUCAUUCUAAAAUAAUUUUGCUCUUGGUUAAGAUUUGAUAACUUUCGAUUAGUCAUUGUUCCCGUAGAGUUAAUUAUAAUGGCAUAUUUGAGAAAUACAAAAACGUUUGCUAGGGCUGGUGCGACUGAGACUCUCAAUACUCUCAGACAGCCACAACCAGUCAAUCUUUAGCUGUGGCAUUAGCCGUGUUCUGAAAGCCAAGUUGGCAUUGCUGAUUUUAAUAGACUGUAUUUUCUGUGACCCUCAGCCAGCCAGAACAUUUGAAAUAGCCCUUUAUUUUUCUUUACUCAAACCCAUUCACCAUCAGUAAGCAUGUUGCAGGACGUGAAUUUACUAUAGGCUGACAAGGGAUUGUGAGCCAAAUUCAGCUGGAAAUAAACUCUGCUUUUUUGCCCCCAAACAGAUAGAACCAGGAACUGGCAGCCUAAGUUGUGCCUGCUGUGGCUGAACUUUAGGGGAAUCGAUGUCCAAAGCAGCUGUGAAAACAACUUGUUUUUUAUACAGGAUUAUUUACUGGAGUGAGAAUUGAUAGGAAUUCAAAGUGACUUAAAUUUAAGACCAAAAUAGCGGAACCAAAAAAAUUCUUCCAAAUCAGUUGUGCAUCCUGUUCAGCUACUUUCGUCUUAAAUUUAAAAUUUACUUCCAAUUUCCAACAAUUCUCACUCUACUAAAAAAUAAUUAUAGUCUACUGACAUAUUAAGAUUUACUACAUCUGCCUAUCCCAAAGAUGUACAUAUCAGUGGUGAUAUUUUAUUUACUUACUAUCAUUUUAGACAUAUACUGGUUUAUGUUUGAGUAGAGAAACUUUAAAGUAACACUCGUAACUUUAAAUAUAAAUAUAAAUAUAUUAUUUUUAAAGUUAGAUGUGUUACUUUGCCGUUUUAGAUUUAGGCUCCCCUCUUUUACAUAAAGUAAAAAAAAAAAACACAGUCAAACAAUAAAAUAAAAGUGAUUACAUUUAACUAUAAUCCAGAGUUUGGACUGGCUACUUGCAAUAUCUGCUCCGCUUACCUCAAUGCGAACAUCAAUGCUGAUGAUCCUUUUUGUAAUCCAAUAGGGGAGCUUUGGCGACCUACAGCGCAUGUGCGACGAUUGCCCCGCACCACCAGUCCGAUGCUUCUUUUGGGGAAGCAUUGAAUCGAACGCUUCUCCAUCAGAAACGUUCCAUUGCUUUUGGUCGUCACGCUGUGAGUGAUGAUACUGAUUGUGAAGACUUUUGAAAAUCAAAGGUCUUCAAUAAGCAAGUGCCUCUAGCUGCCGUCAGUCAAUCAGCCCCCAGAAGAGUGGUUUUCUGAAUAAUGCAAGUAAUGAAAUUUCUCUGAAAUGAAAAUUCAUUGGGUACAAAAAAGGGACAGAAUCUAUAUACCAAAACGACUUCAUGAAAAUGUAUUUGUAUUGGUGCUUAGAGUGUCUCUGGGUUUAUAAGUAUUUGGCUGAUAAAACAAUAUUCAUUGAAAUCCUUGUAUUCCAAAAUCCCUUUGAGGACAUCUCAACUGAGAAACAUUUUUGGCCAUGAGUGUGUGAAGUUGGUAAAAAAAAAGUUCUAAAAAGACCAAAAUAGCCAAGCUAUGAUAAUUGAGUUAAAUAUAUUUUCCAUUACAGCUCUUUUGGUGAAAACGUUAAUUUCCAUUGACAGUUCCUGGUUUACUGAAUACAACUGGUAGUGUAGUUUGUAUACAAUAUAUUAAUAUGUUAUUUUUGCCUAAUCAGUUUAUUCUGCAAUAUAGAAUUAAUGAAAAUUCAUUAUUUCCUGGAUUAUGCACCAUUAAAUCUGGACUACCAUGUCUAUGACAUCCCAAAUUCAGCAUUUUACAUUCCCAUCCCGAACAACCCAUUAGUAACACUUCUACAGUAUGCAAUUAGGGUUGUUCAAUGUAGAGUUCACCUCUGUAUACAGAGCCUUACUAUGAGAGGGUGACUGUAUACAGAGCCUUACUAUGAGAGGGUGACUGUAUACAGAGCCUUACUAUGAGAGGGUGACUGUAUACAGAGCCUUACUAUGAGAGGGUGACUGUAUACAGAGCCUUGCUAUGAGAGGGUGACUGUAUACAUAGCUUUGCUAUGAGAGGGUGACUUUAUACAGAGCCUUGCUAUGAGAGGGUGACUGUAUACAGAGCCUUACUAUGAGAGGGUGACUGUAUACAGAGCCUUGCUAUGAGAGGGUGACUGUAUACAGAGCCUUGCUAUGAGAGGGUGACUGUAUACAGAGCCUUGCUAUGAGAGGGUGACUGUAUACAGAGCCUUGCUAUGAGAGGGUGACUGUAUACAGAGCUUUGCUAUGAGAGGGUGACUUUAUACAGAGCCUUGCUAUGAGAGGGUGACUGUAUACAGAGCCUUGCUACGAGAGAAUGACUGUAUACAGAGCCUUGCUAGGAGAGGGUGACUGUAUACAGAGCUUUGCUAUGAGAAGGUGACUGUAUACAGAGCCUUGCUAUGAGAGGGUGACUAUACAGAGCCUUGGUAUGAGAGGGUGACUUUAUACAGAGCCUUGCUAUGAGAGAGUGACUGUAUACAGAGCCCGUGAUCUGCCUCCUAGACAGUCUCAGCCAAUCCUAUAGGGAAGCAUUUUGAUUGGCUCACAGCAAAGCUUCCGAUGAUGUUAGCCAAGCAGGCAAAUCAGGGGAAAGGCAGCAGCUGCAGACUUGAAUAGUAAGAUUAAGUAAGAUUUUACUAGAUUUAGGGGAACAGGGGGGAUAGAUGGUGUUUUUAACACUAUAGGGUCACGAAUAUAUGUUUGUGUUCCUGACCUAUAGUGUUCCCUUAAGUAUCAAAUAAUGUCAGCCAAAGUCAAGAUAGAUGGUGCCUAAAGUUUAAAACUCCAAAGAAUGGCUGGUUUAGUAAUUUGUUGCCCCAACCCCAACAGUGGGCUACUGAACGUCUGACACCCCUGGAUUACAAGCUCAGCAACGAAAGCGGUGUUUUGGCCAGUCUGUGUAAGACACAAUUGUCCAAAAGUUAGAUCCAAACCUCAAGUAGAUCUACAACUCCUAUGAAACUCUAUUAGUGUUUACAGCUUUCUUUCGGCCAUCUUUAAAGGGACACUGUAGUCACUAUAACCACUUUGUCUCUUUGAAUUGGUUAUAGUGCCUGGAGUGGCCUGGCACUGUCCCUCCAUUCAGUGUUGCACCAUGUUUGUGCAGUAUGCCACAAAAUGAGUCCCUGGCCACCCACAGUCCGGCCCCUUCUGUAUGUGUAGCUAAAGCAGAGAUUACACACUUCCUUGUUGUCAUACCCAUUCAUACCGUCAGUUGGAGCUCUGACAGGUUAAAAGCAGUCAGCUGACACUCUCAGCCAAUCACAGCUGCCCAUUGCCUCUCAGGGUAAUACUUCCUUAUUAGCCAAAGCAGCACAGAGGGGAUAGACUGCCGUGGACUCUUGUUUAGCAUUAAAACAUUACAUUAAAAACUGUUUAAUGCUGAAAGAAAUGAUGGUACCAGGGGACUCCAGACACUAUAACCAGUUUAAUGAGAUGAAGCAGAUACAGUGCCUACGGUGUCCCUUUAAUCUAAUGGGACAACGCUUGGCCGUCUUCCCUGUCUAUGUGAGAAAAGCUGAAACUUGAAUUUACUUGUCUAGAUUUUUGUUGUUGUGAUUUUCUUUAAUUUCCUGUGAAUCACAACUAAUUAAAUAUGUUUAAACCAUACUCUGUAAUGCCACAAGCUUGUUAAGGCAUUUUUGUAAAAAUACACCCAGAUAACUUGACCAGCAACAACUUAUAACAUGGGGGCAUGAAAUUAGAUUAGUUGUUUGUAUUUACUGCAAAGGACUUGUGUCCCCACAUCCACCUCUUUCAACUCCCUCCAACUUCUGGCAGAUCCGCUUGUUAAAUUUCUAUCUGCACGGGUGCACAAGGAUUUUAAAUAGACCUACAAACUACAGAAGAUCUGGGAAGAUAGCGAUCAUUCGCUGGUCCUUUUGUGCAUGUGCACCAAAUUGUCAUAAAUUGAGGCUAAAAUACUUGUGACUAAACUGGAGACAUUUUUCACUAAUCAGCAAUCUUAAAUCAGAUUUUCCCAUUCGGAAUUCUAUCAAAGACAAUUUGUAGGUUAGUGAAUAUGCCCUAAUGUUGCAUUGCAGGUAAAAAAAAAAGCUGAUGACAUUACCCAUUAGAAAUCAUGACUGAUUGGAAGGAUGACAACUUCCAUAUUGGAAGUAAAAUUGGUACCCAAACCUUUUCUUUUUUUUUUUUUUGUCCUUUUCUCUUUAAAUAUAUGGGAGGGGGAGGGGGGGAAUAAGAAUUACCAAAUAUCAGAUUUUUUUAAAUUAAGCAUUUUAGUUUAUUUAAAAAAGUGGGUAACGGGUCUGCUUUAAUAAAAGCCGAGUUAAGAUUCUUUUACAGUUUUCUCUGAAGGUGAGCUUUGAAACGUGCAUCCCAUAAUGCAUAGAAAGUCAAAUAUACUGUAGCUGUAGCUAUAAAGUACAUCCAAACCACAUUAACCUACGCCCUUAAGUGUUUAUUACUUCCUGAGGUCCGUCAAGUAUUUCAAAAAUGCAAGACCUUUUGCUGCAUACCCUACACCUGGAAAAUGGUUAAACCGUGGGGUUAAACUAGCCCUAAGGCUGGCAAUCGAUUAUGGCAUCUGUAGUGAAAGUGGUGAGGGCUUCAUUUUGACAACACUUGGUUUGAGGCACUAGGAUUUCAAACCACGUUUGGUAAACCCAUCUGGCCUGUUCCCAUAUUGCAAUAAACUAUAAAGACUCUGAAAUCUCUUUUUCAACAUCUGAUACCAACUUUAACUGUGUCUCUGCCACACGGAAUCCUUUGUAACGUGAAAUUGAUUAAUUCUGGCAGGAGAACACACAUUUUUUUCUUUAAUUUAGAGCUGAAAAAAAAAUCAGCUUUUUGAAUUGGCGCAGAGACUCCCUCUACCGUAAACAUAUUUUACAUACCAAUUUAAUUUAUUUUGGAGAAUAAGGAACUGAUGGCAAGAGCUAACAUCUGUAAGUUCACUAAAACAGCUGAAUAAAGAAUUCCAGCCUGAAUUGCUUUUGGCAUAAGCAAAAAAUACAUAUAUUUCUGUUUUUCAAAAUAAAAUAAACUGUUUCUGGGAGAUCACCAAUGUAGUAUUAAAGGGACAAUGUAGCGUUAGGAAUACAAAUGUGGAUUUGUACCGCUAUAGUGUCAUAGUCACCAUUUUGGUGAUUGCUCCUAGUCUCCUAUCAAAGGUUAAAAAGGUUAUUACCUACCUGUUAUCCCACACAGCACUGCUCUCGCCACGGUUGACACCGCCUCAUUGGCUGAGUUCAUCAAUCUGGAUGAUCUCAGCCUAUCUAACUUUCUCAUAGAAAAGAACUGGGAGGCUAGUGCACAUCUGCGGCAAAACUCUGCAGUUAGCCAAUCAGGUCACUAUGAGACCAUUUGAUUGAAAGAGUCGAUUUUCAAACGGCAAUCACUUGCAGGGUUAAAACAAACGGGACAUGGCAACCAGAUCACUUUAUUGCGAUGAAGCGGUCUGGGUGCCUAUACAGGAAAAUUCACCAAAGUAAGAAUUCAAAGUAAGUUUCAAAUCUAAGGUCAAAAUAGGCGAAUUGGGAAAAAAAUUUUAACGCAGCUAUUCUUCCAUUUCAGCUAGUUAAAAAAAUUAUUAUUUAGUGACAGCCGUGAAAAAUACAAUAUUUUUGUAUGUUUAUCCAGUGGUUGCCCAUGCCUACAGAUUUUACGGUAUGAGUAAAUUCUUAGACAACAGUUAAAAAAUAAAACAUUAAAAACAGGUCAUUUAAUUUGCACUACUCAUUCACGAGUAUCCCUGAGAGUCUCGUAUAAUGUGUAGAUGUGACCAAUAGAUGUGACCAAUAGGCUGAACACAAAAUAGUCGUCACUGAUUUUAUAGAUGUUGCUUUCUGAGCUCCUACCAUUUCUGGGAUUUUUGAUGAGUCUAAAUUUGAUGUUGUAUCUAGUUCACAUAAAAUCAAGCAAGUAGAACGUAAACUAACAAGAAAAGUAAAAAGAAAGAAAAUUGCAGAGCGAAGGUUGCAGAAUCCUCAUCUCUUUCUCACAAUAUUGCUCCCAUGGUCCCCAGACCUUACAAAAUGUGGGUAGCAUGUUUCUGACCUGUGCCAUCAGUUUGUCCACGAGGGAUAUAUCUUUAAUUUUGGAUAUGACCUGUGCGAUGGCUUUGUGCAAGGACAAAUUGAUCGUAAUAAAGAGCCUCUGCUACGUGAUGGACAUUCUCUCUACUGGCCAGCAAAGUUGGUAGGUCCAGAGAUUUGUCAAAGUGUCUAUGGAAUAUUAAUUAGAGUAUUUGCUUCCCUCCACAAUCUAGCCACUUACGGACACAUCCACUGCAUAUACAUUGACGAAACUGGCAGUUAUUUUAUUUUUGUGAGCAUGUUUAACAUAAAUGACUAAAUUUGAGGCCCUCAAAACAUUACAUUAUCGGUACCAAAUUACACACUUGGAAGAAACAGAUGACUAAUUUCGAGUGAACAUAUUUCCCUAAUGCCCUUAGAGACUUACUUUAUUAAAUUCAGGUAGGAGUAGUACAGACGUCAAUCCCAAGAUGAACAUUUGACUCCAGAGAAUUGUUGUACAUACUGAAAAACACAGCGUGUGUAAUAUGGCUGGAAUUUCUGUGCAGCUCCGCAAAAACACACACAAUGGGCUUCGAUUUUACCUUAAUUUAGCAGUUUCUGUGCAGCACUUCUAUCCUGAGUGCUGAGAUUGCAUUUUUUGUAAUUGUGAGAGUGAGAUUGUCAUUUUUGUUUUAAGGGGCAUUUAAUGCUGAACUUGAGAACUCUUUUUUUUAUGGAAUUCAUAACGCAUACUGUCCCAGGUCUCUGGGAAUAAACCCGAGUUAGGACCUCCUGAUGUCCUAAUUUAUUCCUCAAAACUGCUGCCUAUGGUGAUAACAGCUGCACUAGGGCUGCUACAAACUUUCUGAUACGUCUACUAAUAUAGGGUUAUUCACCAAAGUGUAAAUUCAAAGUGAAUUUCAAGGUAAAAAUAGCUGAAAUGAAAACACUCUCUAGGAGAGCUAUGCUUUUAAUUCGGCUAUUUUGGCCUUAGAUGUGAAAUUCACUUCAAAUUAGAUCAGUCGCCAUUUACAACAAUGCCUCACAAUCGAAUCGAAUGCAAAGCACUGCUAAAAUAAAGAAUAAAAGAAAAGAAAUUCACUUAAAAUUAAUUUUGAAUCAUCACUUUAGUGAAUAGGCCGAUAUUAUUUAUGAAGGGAGCAAGAGAUGAUGGAAUGACCAUGCAUGUACCCAACAUUGGCUGUGACUUGUUCGGCAAGAGCCCAUAGGGUGGAUGCAUGCGGUUUAAGUACAUAGACAGGUAGAUUAGCUUCCUUCUGCAACCUAUCUCACCGGAGCAAUGCAAUGAUUGUAAAAAAAAUUGCGAUACUGUGUGCAGGGACAUUGGACAUUAUAUUCUAUCCAAGGUUGUUAUGGUGCUUAAACUUUUUUGGUUUAAAGGGAACUUUCAGUACUGAGGAUUUUCAUUUAAAGGAACACUGUAGGUUCUAACCAAUUGUUAUUUUUAUAAGUUGUUAUAGUGCCUUCAGUCCUACCCCCCCAAGCCCUUUAUUUUGAUCUCUGUGAGUAUGAGAGCUGGGACUGUUACUUUCCAGCUCUCAUACCAUGACACCUACUGAUACCAAAGGGGGAAGCCGCGGCAGCAAAUCAAAAAAUGGUAUUACUGUUCAUUUGCAAAAUUAAUUUGGUGUGCACUGAACUUGAUUGUAAUUUUUGUUGGUUGUUUUUUGCUAAAUAUUUAGUUUUAAUUUGAAAGAAGGCGGGGUUUUUUGUGUAUUUUUUUUUUUUGAAAUUUUUUUUUUUACUGUUAUUUGAUAGAAGCGUUUUUUUCCUUUUUCAUGUUACUUAGUGUACACAGUUUGGCCAGUAUUGAUAACAGCAUGACAGGCAGUAUGGCCAGUAUUGAUAAUAUAACAACUGUAGACUUGCAUUUAAAGGGCGGAUUAUGUCUCUAACAAAGUGUUUUUAUUUUGUGAUGUCAUAAGUGUUACAUAUUUCGGUUGUUUUAAAAAUCUAAUAUUCUAGUGCUGCUGAUUAAAAGCAACUGAGAAUUCCACUUACAAAAUCCUCUUUUAUUGAUCGAAGAGAGUUUUCAAUUAAUAGGCACCCUUAAAGUAGCACUAUAGGGCCAGGAAAACAAACCCGUUUUGCUGGCACUAUAGGGCUAUUCGGUCCCCCCCUCCCUCGUGGCCUCUCUCCCACUUACCUUAAUCCAGCGCCAGGCUUUCUCGGUGCUCGUGACCUCUCCUCCCCCUGCCGACGUCGGCUCCCGAGUGGAGCCGAAUGCGCAUGCGCGGGCAGAGCCGCAUGCAUUCAAACCACCCAUAGGAAAGCAUUAAUCAAUGCUUUCCAAUGGGGAUCUGAACUCACACUGCGUGAGUACAAUGCGAUUUCACACUGAGAAUCGCGGAAGACAGCCACUAGAGGCUGGAUUAACCCUGCAGCAUAUAAACAAAACAGGGGAACACAUUUGCAACUUUUGUAUGAUCACGUUUGUAAUGUUUCAUGAAGUGUAAAAAGGCCAUAUACUGGACGAUGGAUAAUAUGAGGCAUUAUCACCAUUUCCAUGUGUUCCAUUUCUCUAUAGACGUGCAUAAUCUUUAUUGCCCACUGAUCCCCAUAUCUCUAUAGGUUUAUGAUCUGCUUUGCCAUCAGCUCCGUAGCUCAUGCACAUAUCUGAGGAGAUUAUUCUUGGGAUUAUAGCAUAAGCCACAAAUCUUUUCAUCAAGUAAUGGCUAUGCCAAAGCACAAUAAAAUGUCAACAGUUACGUUGAAAGGGUUAAGAAGGCUGUGUCACAUAGUGGCUGGCUCUGUCAUUGUCCCAUUAUACUUAUUGUCACAGAACCCUGUGUAACAUUGUUGUUGUUUUUUUUAGUGAACGAUGUCACUGAGCAGUUUGUCACAUUGUGUCCCGAAUCUCAUUUUUGGCUGAUGUCUUGUUUUUUAUUUUUGCCCCUUACAUUUUUAGUUAUUUCUGAAUGGCUUUAAUUAAAUCCUGAGAGAUCAUUCACUCUGAUUUUGAAGAAAGUGCCGCAAUUAAAUAUCUCUGUUUUUGACAUCCUUAUGAAAAAAAAAAAAUACUUGUAUAAUACAUUUCUAAAUGUGCUAUAGCUUUCAACUAGAUGUAAUUAGGUGUCAGAUGUAACAUAUUAUAAUCAUUUCACUGUAUGGCCCAGAUUAGCAAAUUAUAAUGGUGUUAAAUAGUAACAAGCUUUAUAUUAUAGCUGUAAGAAGGAAUAAAUCUUGCAAUUUUACUCUUUUGGAAGUCCUCCGUUUUGAUGACAGUCAUGUGCUAAAUAUCUCGUUAUCCUUGUAGAUAGAAAUAUAUAUAUAUAUAUAUAUAUAUUUAUGGAAAAUAGGCCUUUUUAUUAGUGAUCUUUGCUACAGCAGUGAAAGGCUUUGGAUGUGGAUGAUAAUAGAAAGUUGAAAUAUAGAGUAUUCGAUUUCUUGCCCUUGUUUAGUGCAGGUAGACAGCUUGAACUCACCAAUCCAGAGUCUCUUUUUUUGUGUCCGUGAAUGGAUACUGUAUUGUGGGGUGCAGCGAUGCAGCACCUUAUGGGUGUUCUCAAUUCCUCUUAGAGUGGGAUAAUAUGGAAAACAAGACGACAGGAAACGCAAUAUAGUGCAGUAUUUUAGUAUAGGCAUUGAAAGCAGAAGUUUGUCUUCAAAGAGUGGAGAAAUUGCCUUCGUCCCUAGAUUCUUGCCAAAAUCCAUAUAGUCCUUUGUGUAUUUGGAUACCUAUGAAAUGCUUGAUAACUUGCAAUGUGAAAUCCUUGGGAGUUUGGAAAUAAUGGACAGCUAGAAGACAUUAGAGCCGUGAGUAGAUGACAUGAUGUCCUUCUAUCAGAGAAUAUCUUAAAACUUGAGUGUAGUACAGAUUAUUUUCUAUACUCCCUUGAACUUCGGUGGUGUUCUCAAUCAACAAUGGUUUUUGAAGCCCAUCUCUAGAAACAUAUCUGUUCCGGGUCUGCAUGGUGUGAAGACCCCAAAAAACAUUGCUUGAAGGUUUACCCUGGCAUCGCAGGUCUGUGUGGUCUGUAGAGUUGGAAGGUCAGAGGGCACUGCUAGGUCCUAACAGAUUAAAGGUAUAGCAACACAAGCUACGUAAAGACAGUAUUUAGGAUUCCACUGGGAAGCCGUAUCUUAAAAAAGUCCUAAAUUCUACAUGUGCCCUUCUCAUUUUUAACUUGCAAUAUUUGCUAUCUAUUUGUAUCUGCACGCUUAGUACAGUUAUUGUUUCUAAAACAUGGUCUCUUUUUACACCUUAUAUUCUAUUUAAUCAAAGUCAAUUGAUGCAGAAUCUUCAGUCCCUUUAGUGCAUACUAUUUACGGAGCUUAGAUAAUUUCUUAUAUUUCCUUUCCUUCUAAGUCAGAUUCAGAGUUACUAACUAAAAAUGUCUACUUUUCUUCCCAUGACAUCAUUAUUUUGCCCUUACAUGUAAAUUUGGGUUUUACAGUGCAGCAGCUUAUUUGCAUAUGUGGUCAAGCUGAAUUCAGAAAAGGUCACGGGUUAGAAGUGGCAAAUGAGCUUUCUUUUUACCUAGCAGUUCACGUAGGUCAGGCUUGCUAGGUUGUCUUAUUGUCAUUUGUAAGACAAACACAGAGUAACUUUCUUAAGGCCUAUCCUGAUAGUAUUAUGCAUGCAGGGCCUUAUUUCGUCAAGUCUAUUGUGUUGUCUCAUUGGCAGUCAAUGCCAAAUGACAUUGCGAUAGCAAGCUUUAACAGCUGGUUGAAUCUUGGCAUGGGUGCAGUUUGGCCCAGGCUGGCACUAACUAUAUGACCUUCUCGUAUGUCUCAAUCCUCAUUGUAUAGAUAUAAUCAACCAUUGAAAAAAUUUGGGGCCUAGCUAUGCCGAGAACAAUGGUGCUAAGGUGUGUUCUCGUAUCGCCACAAAUAUCUGCCAAGUAAAUGGGUAUUUGUAUGUUUUAUGUAAAAACACCCCAUAGUAAGUACAGGGAAGCAUUUCUUGAAUUGAUUCUAAAAAGAACUCUUAGUUUCACUCCUUGCGUGAUCAGAAAGGAGAAAUGUUCUGAAGGUAUUUUCUUAUUUGACUUUUUAUUUUAAUUUAAAUUUUUUUAUUUUUAACUUUUUUUCACAGGGGAACGUUGAAUUUUGAAUACGUUUUUUUUUUUAUUUUUUUUUGGUCAGUGGGAAUCUGUACUGUGGGCAAAAUGCCUGAGAAUUCAGAACAAUGAUCAUUGUGCCUCUAAAAAAGAUUUUAGUUUUUUCCAUAAAUAAAUCUGGGCGUAUUAAAUUGUACAGAACUCCCCUUGGGGACUAUAUGUAUCGGUGCACGCAGCUUUUGUAAACAAAGGCGAGCACGGCAAACCCAGAGAGCCGAGUGGUCCUUGUAUAUUUUUAUGGGCUCACAGAGGAUGUAGAACAAUUAUUAAAGGAUGUUCUCAGGAGUGCUAUUUUUAUAUUCAGUUUAUUAAAGUGAAUUAUUUUGUUUUCUGGCUCAAAAAAUGCAAUUAUGAUAUGAUGCAAAAAAAGUUAUAAAUAUCUAAUUAGCAAAGUAUUAAUAGCCAUUAAAAGGAAAAUAAGGGGGCUAAGGAGUUUUUCUUUUAACAUCCACCUCUGUGUGUAAUUCUUUAAGGAUAUUGUAGUUAUCCUCUCUCCACGUCAUUCUGAUACAUUUAUAACUCUAUUAAAACCUGCUUUAUAAUUAGCAUAGAAUGAGCGUGAUAUCAUCGAGGUUUUGACCAGGGGUAGGCAACCUACAGCAUUCCAGAUGUUGUGGACUAUAUUUCCUAUAAUGCUUUUACAGCCAUAAUGCUGGCAAAGCAUUAGAGUAGGUGACGCUCACAACAUAUGGAGUGGUUUAGACUGUUAUAUGUAGUCGCCUGUACCGCUUGGACUGUAGAGAGUGUUAAAGGACCACUAUAGUGCCAGGAAAACAUACUUGUUUUCCUGGCUCUAUAGUGCCCUGAGUCUGCCCCCACCCUCAGUGUCCCCCUCCCGCCGGGCUCUAGGGUGAGGAAGAGGUUAAACUUACCUCUUUCUCCAGCGCCCGGCGGGGAGCUCUUCUCCUCCUCUCCGCCUCCUCUCCUCCUCUUCGGCUUAAUGCGCAUGCGUGGCAAGAGCCGCACGCGCAUUCAGCCAGUCCAUAGGAAAGCAUUCACAAUGCUUUCCUAUGGACGCUGGCGUCUUCUCACUGUGAAAAUCACAGAAGCGCGGAAGUGCCUCUAGCGGCUGCCACUAGAGGCUGGAUUAACCCAUUUAUAAACAUAGCAGUUUCUCUGAAACUGCUAGGUUUAUAGAAAAAAGGGUUAAACCUAGCUGGACCAGGCACCCAGACCACCUUAUUAAGCUGAAGUGGUCUGGGUGCCUAUAGUGGUCCUUUAAUGCGGAGUGUACGGGGUAGAUUUACUUUGGUAAAGUGAUGCAGCAUUCUCAAAGUGGAGCAGUCUCCUUGGAAGCCAAUAGCAUCAUCAGGAACCUUCCUAUGGUUUCCAUGACAAUCGCUUCAUUUUUAGAACUUUGAAGUUAAUAUCUAUUUUAUUUUUUUGUGAGACUUUUAAUAAUCUCAGUCUUUUACACAGUCCGUUUACACAGAUUAAUUCAAACUAUUAACUUUUCACUACCCAGGUGGUUCAGCGUAUUAAGGCGAUUGAAAAUGAGACACGGUUGCUGGUGGUGGACCGAGAAACAGAUGAACACUUGCGUCUUAAAGAUGACCGCUCAACGACCGAAUCUCUACCCAACUCCAGCGCUCCCAGCUCACCUUCUGGGGGGAAUAACAACGGGGAGAUCUGGAAACCGAAAGAAGAUACAAGCCACGAGGACAAGUUACAGAACAACCACAGCACAGAGAAUGGGAAGCAGGUACGUGAUUGGCAGUGACGGGCAAUGCCCGAAUAUUGAAUUAGCUAAUCAAUGGCAAAAAAUGAAAUACUUAGGAGUAAAUUGCUUGUGAAAAACAAAACCUCAUUAAAACCCCGUCAUAGUGUAAAAUAGCUUAAAUCAAUAAAGCUCUUAACAACCAUAUAUAUAUAUAUAUAUAUAUAUAUAUAUGCCUCGUUAAUGCUUUUUAAAACCUUUCAGCUGUUUUAAGAUUUUUUGUAAUUAUAAACAUCAUACUUCUUGUUUUGCAACUACGUAAUAUAUGAUCAGGAAAACUUUCCGUGUUAUUCACAAACGGGAGACUUAUCUGGAAUUUUAAGUGAAUUCAAAUUUAAAGUCAAAACAAAUGAACUGAAAUUAAAGAAUAGCUGAAUUUUCUGUUUGUGACCUUAAAUUCGAAAUGUAUUUUGAAUUCUUGACAAUACUCACUUUAGUGAAAAAUCCUAUUCAAGUUUACUAAGGGAAUUCCUUUUUGUUUUUGUCCAAAUAACCAAACUGGAAAAGCACUUGGAGCUUUGUUGACCUAAAUUUGCAGUUCCCUAAUAAUGUUCCGCUGUUCACCGUUUAGUAGAUAAGCCACCUGGUCACAUGCAUGCUGGGUGUUGAAAAGAUCUAAGUUCAAGAUAUAAGCGAACCCCUAGCAUUCUUAUCUGUAUUAUGAAUGCCAUUGUAACUGCUUAAAAACUUUAUUUAUUUUAUUACUUUUCCAUAAAAUGCCGCUUUUUUGACCAUUUAUCUUUUUGUGGGCAUUUUUUUUUUUUAUCUACAUCUGACGUUCAUUUCUAACCACACUAUGGUAAACUAUAGAAUGCUUAUAUCCAGCGGCAGACAUGGGUUUAACAUAGCUCUCUUAGAGUAUUGAGUUAAAAGGACCUUCAUGCACUCUGCAAUAAAAUAGCACAGUGUGCAUAAGAUUUCACAUACCGCAAAAGUCACAUGAUAACCUAGAAUGCAAAGCCGCCGGUCAGCUGAUUAGAUUACUUUUAAUUUACCAUUCACAACAUUUUUCUUUAAAGAUAUAGUAAGGGUGUAAGGGACUUUGCUAAACAACUAAAAUGCAUUCGAUUUAAAACAGAAUUGCAACAUUUUUUUAUUUUUUUUUAAUAUUCCACAGUUCGGUAUUUUGCGAAUAAACUCCUAUGCUUAUCUCCACUAAAUUUUAUUUAAUAGUAAAAGGUUAGUAUUUCUAUAUUUAAAGUUGUAUUUUUUUUCAUUUAUUUUAGCAUUUCAAAUUAAGCUAGGUAGAAAUUAUUCCAAUUAUUAAAAAAAACAAAAACAAAACAAAACGCUGAACUGCUUUCGAAAAUGUAAAAGAAACAAAAAAACAAUAAACUUCCUCGAAAUAUUAUUUUAUCAACUAACUGCUUGAGAAAAAAUUUCUUGGCCACUUCUUGACAACUGAAUAAAUUCCGCUGAGCACAUUUCCUAAGUCAAGUUUGUUUUCCUCCAUAAUACUUUUUAAAAAUCACCUUUCCCAUGUCCAUUUCCCCUUAAUUGUUAUCGGAUAUAUUUUAGAGUCAUGAAGGCCUGCAGCAUGUAAAUGUUCAAAUAACCACAUGACGUAUAUAUGUGAAGCAGGUCAGGAGCGAAUAUUCUCAGUGUUUUUGGCCUUGAGCUCACACUGUUUUUUGUUUUUCCCAAUUCUUGCAACACUCUUGGCCCAAAACUCAUCCAGUCAUAAAUUCCUCUUUUAACGGGACAUUCUAAGCACUCUAACCAAUACAGCUCAAUGUAGCAGUUCUGGUGCAAAGAGUGUUUGUGCGCAGUCUGUCCCUUUGUUUUUUAAUAAAAAGGUAGAUUAGCCCAACACUUUGCAUCCUGUUAUUGACAUCCACAUUUGUACUAAUUUGGAGGGGGUGAUAACGAGAGAGUCCCCGUUUUUCAAACAGUUUGAUAAAAUCCAGAGGGCUCACACCCAGUGAUUUUUUGCACCAUAACUACUACAAUAAACUGUCGCAGAUCAGGUGCUUAGAGUGCCUUUUAAAGGCAUAGCAAGCCUUUUUUUUUUUCAUGUGAAGGAUGUGCAGUUUUUCUUUGCUGUCAAUUAAAGCUAUAGUAGACUUCCUUUAAAUGUGGACACUUUUUUGUGUUUAGAACUUUCCUCUCUAUUUUUUUGACAUGCCAACUGCCUGAUACCACCAUAACUACUACAACAGGCUGUAGUGGGUAUGGUGCUAACAUUGCUUUAAGGACAAAGUAAAUAUUAUUUCUGUGAAGUUCAGUUAUACACUCAUACACACCAACAUAAUGGAGCUCUGGACCUAGACAAUACGGACAUUUAACAUUGAAAAAGAUUGGCAGACCAAUAUGGACCAAAAUAGGGACUGUCCUUUCUAAACAGGGACACUUGGAAAGUAUGCUUUUAGACUCCAUAGUCAUACACUACCACUGGGUUGGUGGAACCUAAGUUUAGCUCUCGGUAUAUUGUAAGCUGCAGACCUCUGUUUCCUCCAGUUUUGCUAAUUCCAAGGGGCCUGUUUCUGCUCCCCCAUGACGAUUCACAUUCCCACAACCCUGCGGUGGGGGGAGGGGGCUGUUUUUGUCUUUUGCAAACAUUAGCUGGUGAACUGAAAAUGUUUUAAGUAACAUAAAACAGAUCCGUGAAGAAGAGGGGAGAUGGGGUCACAGCCAAGUAGUAGACUUUUUGUUUGAAAGGUUUUUAUAUUUUAGUUACUAAAGAGACAUGGGGGGGGGAGGGGUGCUGACUAUUCUACUUGGACCCUUAGCAGGACAAUGCUGUGAUCACUGAAAAGGAUCUGUACUAGAUGUGCAACACUUGCCAUGCUGUGAACAGCUACUAUGAUGCUCAGAAAAAGCCGUAAUAUCAAUCACUCAGGGGAUGAGCAAUUAACGGUGUUACUCUGUCCAUUGGCACGUAAAAGGGUUAACCUGCAGAUGCACGCUUCCCUUUUUUAAUGUAUUUUUCAGUCUUUAGUGCCUGUUUUACGCAGCAUGUAAAAGUAAUAGAUAUUAAUGACCUUGGUUUAAAAAAAACACCUUAAAUCGAAACUGUACUAAGAGAUACAUUUCGGACAAUGCAAGUUAUUGAAACAGAGAUUGCAUUAAAAAAAAUAUAUUUUCUUCCCUAAAAUUUACCUUGUGUGGGAGACUCAAUACUCAAUCUUCUCUUUCGUGUAUUACUAUGUUUAAUACUUUAAUAACUGCUGACCUUAUUUUAACGCUGGGAUUGCCACGAAGGUCGGCACAGCAUUAUGGGAGUUGUUGCCAGCUGGAACCUACAGUUGAAUAAAUUAAGCACUAGAAGCAAGGUUGUUUUUUUUUCUCUGUCUUUACGAUCUGUCUGUCUGUCUAUCUAUCUUUCAGUCAGUCUGUCUGAUUUGCAUAAUGCUUCCUACGUAACAGAAAUUACAAGAGAGUUGUCAGAGAUCAGGUGCGCGCAGGGAAGGUAUAAAUACACCACAUUUCACUGUGGCAAUUUUCUAUUAUGGACUACAUCUCCCAUUAUGCUGGCAUGAGGGGAGAUGUAGUCACAAUAUCUAGAGUGACGAACAGUUGCGCACUCCUGGUUUAGAAAAUAAACUCUCCUACGUUUAUAGAUAAAAUACUGAGAUAUAUAUAUAUAUACAUUCACUUAUUACUAUAAUUGUACAACCUGUGGAAGGGUUAAACAGCUUUAAACGCGUUGCCAGGUAAUUUGUUCUGUGCCUUUUUAUUCCCUGGGUUCAUUCCAUACAUUAUUGUGUACUUUGGCCCCUGACACGAAAACCGGUGUCAAGGUUAUAAGCAGAGCUCAUCAAAAGCUGAACUCCACGUGAGGACACUAAAGCAUUGGGUAUAACUCUUCCCUGCGACAGUACCCACAGGUAUUAAAGAAAUAAAAUGACCCAGGGGAACGCGUCAGUAAUUGAGUUAGCACAGAGCCGACGCACUUUCUGGAGCUAUGUUUAGAAGCUCUCAGGAACAAACAUUUUAAUUUAAUACUUGCUCCUGCCGGCCUACUGUGAGAUCUCUUUUUUAUUAUUAUUUUGUUCAAAAUGUCAUCUUACUCUAAAAUCCAUUCUUUUUUAAAAAAUUCUCCUUAUGGCUGAUUUUAAGAAAACAACCUGUUUUAUAUAUUUAUAUAUUUAUAGUGCUACUUUGUAUUAUUCCUAAAAUCACAUUAUUAAUACUAUUACAAUUCCAAGUAAUAUUAGACUUGCCAAAUCCGCUAUAUUUUCCUGGGCACGUAUCACAGCUAUACACUGAUGGACUUCACAUGAAGAGUGAUGCCAUGCAGUAGUCAUUCAUAUGAUACAAGAAGGAAAUGAAUGUGUUAAUAAAGAAGGAAGCCAAAAGGAACUGCCUUGGUUAGAUAACAAAUUUCUUUGCCCAUCACUCUCAGACAGUUAACGAAACCUGGUUGGAAGAAAUUCACAUUAAUGCUACGGAUUAUCAAUGCAAACGUCGGUCUCCAGGUGCAGGGAAGAGCCCCAUUUUAUAUCAAACUGUUCAUCAUUUGAUAGUAAAUUGGAGGAUAAUGCCUGGGUGCUCUAUAAACAACAUAAUCUCAACAGUGAAAUGUUUAUGUUACUUAGGGUGACCCUUUAAGUGAACAUCGCGAUUGGUUGAGGUACUUCCUGGUUUGAGGAGAUUUCACUGCAUAAGCUUCAACGAAUAGGAAUUUGCUGCCAGUGUAGGGUCUUCAAAUGUGAAUAUUUAUUAUUAAUAUUAUUAUUAUAAUUUUGAAUUUAUUUUUUUUAGAUAUAUUUUAAGUGCAGUAUCUACAAAAUGUUUUAAAAUAGAAAAGGCCAACACCAGGAGGGGGGGCGCUUUCCCCCAGACACGUUAGCAGCCAUAGUUACUGUAAUACCAAAAGAGGGCAAGGACCCGACGAAUUGCGCGAGCUACCGCCCCAUAUCGCUACUAAACGCAGACCUUAAACUAUUCGCAAAAGCCAUUGCCCUGAGAGUUGCAAAACACCUCCCCCACUUGGUACAUUCUGAUCAAGUGGGGUUUAUCCCGGGUAGGGAAGGGAGAGACAACACGAUUAAGGCCCUGAACAUCCUACACAUAGCACGAGCGCGCCGUAGAGAACUUCUACUACUUUCCACCGAUGCCGAAAAGGCUUUUGACAGGGUGAGCUGGGUGUAUCUGAGGAGUACCCUUACACACAUGGGAUUCGGCCCCAACAUGCUGGCCUGGGUGCUCUCACUGUACACGUGCCCCAUUGCGAGGAUCUGCAUUAACGGGGCACUUUCAGCCCCUUUCCCAAUCAGGAAUGGCACCCGCCAGGGAUGCCCGCUCUCCCCCCUCCUGUUUGCCCUCUCCCUGGAACCAUUUCUGGGGGCGGUCAGACGGAAUGGGGGAAUCUCUGGAUUCGACCUUGGUGGUCACGAAUACCGGGUAGCCGCAUAUGCAGACGAUAUGCUGUUCUUUCUUACACAGCCGUUGAUCUCACUGCCCAACCUCCUAGCAUCUUUCCGAGAGUUUGGGGCACUCUCUAAUCUUAAACUUAAUACGGAUAAGUCCGAGGCUCUCCACCUCCCACCCCCUACAGGCCCCCCAACACACCUUCACACCCAAUACAAGUUUAAAUGGUGCGAAACUAAAUUAAAAUAUUUGGGCAUAUGGCUGACCAAGGACCCGUCCCAAUUAUACCACCAUAACUAUCACCCUCUCCUACUCUCACUUCAGACGGACCUUAAGAAAUGGACCCCAUACUACAUCACCUGGUUCGGACGUAUCAAUGCGAUUAAAAUGAACGUGUUACCCAGGAUACUCUACCUAUUCCAAACAGUGCCAAUUACUCUCCCCAGAGCCUUUUUUAGCUCUAUGACGACUGCCAUCCGCAGAUUUGUUUGGAACUCUCGCCCAACCCGAAUAAAAAAAUCAACCCUGGAACUACCAAAAUUGAUGGGGGGCACGGGACUGCCCUCCAUAGAGACAUAUUACCGCGCCGCCCACCUGCACAGACUGACGGACUGGCACGCACAACACCCAUUAAAACAAUGGGUGACCAUUGAGCUAGAACAAACUGAUAGAAAAAUACCCUCUAGGCUUUGGCUACAUACUGCCACAUACGCCGACCUGCACACCGAGAACCCACUAAUCGACGCCACGCUCCGAGUGUGGAUAGCUAUACGCUACCGACUGCAACUCACAAGUUCUCCUAGCCCCUUGACACCCAUCACACAUAACCCAGACCUGGCCGAUGCUCUAACCCCACAAGACCUAGCCGGCCUCCAGCAGGCAGACUGGAUGUACCUGCACCAAUGGCUCGACACUCAGGGACUUAAACCACUCAGAAACCUCUGCCCAGAUAGACCACCGACGAUACUCGAACAAUUCAGAUACCACCAAGUUAAGACGUACUUCAUAUCCUUACAUGGUCGAGGACACCUGACUAGACCCCUCACCAGCUUUGAACACCUGUGCGUACACCGAACACACGUACACAGAGGUAUCUCCACUAUACAUACCAUACUCAAGACCCAAACUAACGAAGAUGUGGUGCUCAAAUUUAAAGAUCAUUGGGAGAGAGACUCGGGGGAAGUCCUUACUGUGCAAGACUGGGACAAGAUUUACACUCUCACACAUAAAUGCUCUAUCAGCUCCAAGUACCAGGAGCUGAACUACAAAAUUUUAACACGCUGGUACAGAACCCCAGACGUACUCAAUCGCAUGAACGUAGGUGCCCCGGACACCUGCUGGAGAUGCGGCUUGCAUACCGGCACGUACUUCCACAUCUGGUGGCAGUGCCCCGAGAUUACCACAUUCUGGGAGAGGAUCAGGGUAGAGAUAAACAGAAUCACAGGUGCGGAGCUAACCCUAGGACCCCUAACGAUGCUAUUACACCACACCCCCACACCCGUUAAGACAUAUAAGAAAUCCCUCUUGCUGCCACUACUCAACGCGGCAAAGGCCCUUAUCCCUAUGAUGUGGAAACAGAGGGGAGCGCCUACCCUCCAGCAAUGGGUGACAAGGGUGGAAGAGAUCCACUCAAUGGAAUCCUUAACUGCAGACCUCCACGGUAGACAGGAGCAAUGUGCACUGACCUGGUACCCUUGGGAAACAUACCUAGCCAACAGAUUAGCAAACCCAAACACGGCCCCCCAGAGGCCCGCAGUUAACCGACUCAUACAGAGCUAAGCCACCCGGCUACUCCUCCCUCCUAGGUCCCCUACCUCCUGACCCUUUCCCGAGACUGGACAUUGGACUGAACCCCAACGACCGACUCUGACGAGCUCGUAAAUGGGGCUUAUCAAUACGCACACCCACUGUAAUCACAGGUGUAAAAUACACAGGAAACCGAGACCCAACCUAGAGCUGAUACCGGCAUGAAAAUAUCCCCUCCUGGCCUCCUAGACUGAUACCUAGAGUAUCCUCCCUUAUGACAAACUAUACCGAUAGGCAUACAAAUAUAUACACCAGCAACAGCCAACCCACAAUAGUGGGGAACUUAACCUAAACCAUCACACUUUGCUCUCACCUAGGCGACAAGAUGGCCUUGAAUGUUAAUAAGUGCUGAGUAGUCUGGGGAGGAGUUAAGGCACUAAAGAUAUCUUUUCUCGCUAGCGUGGCCCUAUACCAUGCCCAACAAUAUAUAUAUACAUGCCAAGCGACAAAAAGGUUCCUGACACUGUUGGUAUGAAACGUGAAAUGAGAAAUGUAGCGUGUCAGAAAACUUACCCCCCACAGCACCCAGACUAGACACCGAUUCACACCCUACACGAAGAGCGCACACCAUAGGUGCAACAAACUGCGCAUUGUAGGCUAGUGGGGAUACGAGACUAGAAACCUGACCUUAAAUAAUUCUACCUAAAGCAUGUGAUGGAAACUAUAGAAAUAUUGUUUGAGAAAACUGUUUUGAGAAUGUUAAAACAAUGGUGACGAAUGUUGUUAAGCUAUUCAGAAAACUGAUGUUAAAAUUGACGUUAUACCGUUACUACAUCUUUCCUUGAAAAAAUGAUAAAACUUGAAAAUAAAGAUUGUCAAAAAAAAAAAAAAAAAUGCCUUAGCUGCUCAACCCUGUAAUGAAAGAGUUAAUGAAAACCCAAAUCUUAUCAUCCCCAGCUCUAACUCCAGGCUCUACCCUUAAUUCUAUAGCUUAACUUAAACUCUCUCUAGUUGCUGUGUGCUACACUACACGUAACUCUACGCUGAGCAGAUCCGUGAGUCAGAGUCCACAUGAGCGUGCCAUGGGACAUCAAUCACACAGGGGACAUUAUCGUGACCACACUGCUAAAACAAACAGAACGUAUUUUAUAAUGUCUGUUUACUUUGUUAGUUUGUGCUGAAACCAGGUGCCCUCAAACACCUUUCAUUUCAGGUUCAUGGUCGUCCAUGUACCUUCGGUUCUUUAGUCCCCUAAGCAUCGAUGAUGGUCUAUGACCUCAUGAAAUAUUUUAUUUAAUAUAAAAUCCAAUAUAUAGUGACAUAUGCAGUCUGUACUGCUAGAGAAGAAUGGCGUUUAAUGCUAAAAUAAGGUGUUCGAAAGUCAUGUUGAGUAGAAAUUACCAGUGGCAGACCCUCUCGGCUUGCAGUGGCAAGUAACAUUUCUUUGUUAGCUUUUGUAACUUUGUUUGGUAGCCUAGAACUUUAAAUUUUGAGCCCUAUAUUAAAAUAUAUACUUGAAUUUCAUAGUUAUUUUAUUUUUAUUUAUAAAAUAUUUUACCAGGAAGGACACAUUGAGAUUUCUCUUGUUUUCAAGUAUGUCCUUCAUGGAGUCCUGAAAUGGAUGGUGUUGCUAACCGGGCGCUAAGAAAUUGGCAUUUCACAAUACCUUUUCCAAGCCAGUUUUGUAAAUAGGGAGUCACGGAUUGGCUGUGAGCAUCAGUUGACCACUCUCAGCCAAUCAGCGGCACCCCUGCCCGCCGGCGCUCCGAGCUUCUUGAAUCUGAAAAAUACAGAAGGGGUGAGUGGACAUCGCUCCUGGAUGCAACUUUAGGGUUAAACCGUUCGAGAAUACAGUGUUGCAUAACUCCCAGACAGCAGGCAAUAUUGCGUAAUGUUUCGGGGGCAUUUCUUAUUUUUUUCUUUACCACUUCUUAAUCUAAAUUUGCGAAUUGCCUUAACUUGUCAAUUAGCCGCAGCAAAAUAAUGAACGAGAUUCUUUUGUGCCCCCGUGGCUCAUUUUGUGUUUUGCAAUGCGUUCUGGCAAUUUGCACCUCGUUAAGAGGGUUCCUGAGCUGCGAGUCUCUGUAGGCUUCGCUUGAAUAAUUGUUAUACAGGCCUCUGUGCAGGGAGAAAGAACUAGUCUGUUUCCAGAGAGAAUUGUCUUUCAUUUGAAAAGAAACUUGCAGCUAAAGGCAUCAUCAAGGCCAUGGGUAGAAAAAACAGCAACAGAUGUAACAAAAAUCUCUUCAUUCUGCCUUAGAGGGACACUAUAGUCACCAGAACAACUACAGCUUAAUGUAGUUGUUCUGGUGAGUAUUAUAGCUCCCUUCAGGCAUUUUCAUGCAAACAUUGCCUUUUCAGAGGAAAGGCAGUGUUUACAUUGCUCCUAGGGACAUCUCCAAGUGGCCACUCCUCAGAUGGCCACUGGAGGGGCUUCCUGGCUCAGGGCUGCACAGUAGGCAGCCCUGCCGUUCAGCGUUUCCACGCUGUGCAUGGGGAUGCUGAAUUUCCUCAUAGAGAUGCAUUGAUUCAAUACUAACAAGUUAUUUACCUGUCAAAUCCUACUCUGAAUUUUGGCCCACCCUGUAUUGUGACCUGAGCAGACGUUGCUGUAGUAGGUGCAAGGUUACAACAUCUUACUGUGGACAUUGCCUUCACAAUAAGUGAUUAUUCUCAGAGACUUUAUUUUCUGUCUAUUCUUGUUGGCAUUGCCAAUGAUGCUCUGUAUCUUUCUGCCAGGGCUGGCAUUGGAAACAAGCACAUUGUAUAUCCUUGUACAACUCAAACUAAUUAUCUGAGAACAAUGCGAUCUCAGAUAAUUACAACUCAGUCCUUGGUCAUUUUAUUAGCUAUUUUAAUUGUGCCAUUACCUGGGUGAAAAUAGACACCAGCCCAACCAGAAGUGCUAAUUUAUUCCUUCUUGCAUUGUUAAAGUUCACCUGUCAUUAUAAACUUGUCUGGCAGGAUUAAUUACUAAACUAUAAAUUGUCGGGAAUUCGAACCCUGUUAAUGUCAUUGUACGGGAAAUAUAAUUUUUAUCCGGCUUUGUACUGGCCAGAUUGCUAGCAAAUGUAUAGUUACAAACUUAUAACUAUUUUGUGUUUCCUAAUCCUCUUAAUUUUUAAACUGCAUAACAGUAAAAAAAUAUAAUAUGUAUUCAUUAAAAACCAUAUUAUUGUGAACUGCAAAAUAAAAUAGUGAGUGUUACUGAAUUGGAGGAGUGCUCAAGUUCAUAACAUUGUGCCUACAUUGUGCACAAAUGUGUCACUCCACCGGCCAAAUAAAAAAUAAAAGUACGUUGACAUGUCCACAAAAGCAAAAAUGCAGAAGUUGAGCAAGAUCAUGAGGGAUACUGUUUAAAUCUAACUGUAACUGCUCUUAUUUUAUUCCCCUGUAAUUCCUGCUGGGGCUCCUUUAGUAAAUAAAUAAAUAUUGUCCUGAAAUUGGGGGUAUGUUUAAAAAGAUAUUGUGUGCUGCCUUUGUAAGCCCUCCCCUUCUAACCCCAACCAGACUUUCUGUGACUGUCCAAUCGCAGACUUUCCAAUGCAGGUCAAUAAGACUUUGCAAGGCAGGUGCUCUGAGCAAUUGCUGCCUCUUAAAUUUAGCUUCACUAAGCUGACCAAACCAGGAAGUAACAGGACUGACUGUUUGAUUGACAGCUCGAGGGGGUGUAACAAGGUUAAUUUAUAAAAGUGCCAAUUUGUAAUGAAAUCUGUACUUUUUGUAAAAUUAAAAAAAGAAGACACACUCCUCACACAUAAAGCACUUCAGCACACUGAAGUGCUUUAUGCAUGUGAAGUGCUUUUUAAAACCGUAGGCAUGUCAGUAGCUUGUUAGGUACAGUGUAGGUGAGUCUAUUUUCUCAGAUGUUACUGAGAAGUGAGAUACAGGGACGCUGGCCCAAAUUGUGCCUGUUCUGUUCAAUUCUCUUUCAAUGAGGUGUGUUUGAGAAAUGCAGUGAGCACAUACGAGGCGAGUGACAUAUCUGUCACUUUAUUUCCUCUCACACACCAGCCCCUAGCCAGAGUACACAGGCCCCAAUCGGUGUUUGGUGUCUAAGAGUAAACAUACGAGCAUGAUUUUAUAGCAAAUAAGUGACUUUUUACAGAACUAACUUGUAACCCGUCCAUGUGUCUUGUUUUUACCUUAUUCCAUUUUCCUGUCCAAGAAUUUGUAAAGUAGAAUUUCCAUUCAUUUUUUACACCUGGGUAACGGAACAAUAAACCCGUAACGUCAGCCAAUGUAACAUAGUUCCUUUCACUGUGAGUUUGCCGCAGUGUGAUUACAGAGCAUGUCCUCAAAAGGAGAUUAAAACCCUUACAUGCUGUGAGUUAUAAAAUUAAUUUUUUAUGUCGAGAUGCUAUUGACUUUGGCUCUACUUUGGCAUUGUUUCCAUUUUUUUGUCAUUAUAACGAAGUGUGUGAGAAAACAAAAAAUAUAUAUAAUGUGAUUAUUAACAUGACUUGUGUGGAAGCAAGUGUUAGAGGGUUAUUAUACACUAAAGGGAGAAUGGUCAAAUGUAAGGCCAAAAUAGACAAAUUGGUGACAUUCUCCAAUUCAGCUAGGGUUCCAGUUUGGCGCAUGCGACUUUAAAUUUAAAGUUCACUUUGAACUCAUGACAAUUCUCAUGUUAGUAAAUAACCCUGUUACAGUUAAAGAAAGUGCACCACCUCCUGUAGGGUGGAAGAAGAUGGAAUAUCUUUGCCAUAUUUUAAUUCAGAUUAUGUAGUUUUUAUUUUGUAAUAUCCAAACAUCCAAAAUAUAUGUGAUAUAUAUAUAUAUAACCACCACCUCAAAUUCUCUUAGAUUGCAAGCUUGUUUGAGUAAGGCCUUAUUUACCUCUAAAUGUCUCCUUUCUAUCAUUGUAAAGCACUGCGUAAUAUGUUGGCUCUCUAUAAAUGCUAAUAUUAAUAAUUUAUUGUUUCAAUGAUUGGUCCAAUAUGUUUAAAAUGGAAUGUUGGAACAUGAUGUGCAUUUUACACUUAAUUAGCAAUUUAAUAAUAAAACCAAUACUGUACUAAUACUGAUUGGAUGGCUUGUCUCCAAGUUGUGGCUACACUGAGGACAAGUAUUUAAGUUAAGAGACCAGCAGGGUGAAAUCUUUAGAUGUCUUCUCCAGGAACUCAGGUUAUCUGACUGAGAACUUCGGAGAAUUCAUUUUCAAACCAACCCCACCAGCAGUAGAGGUCCAAGACCGUAUUCAAUUUAGUUAAAAUCGAGAUAUUGAUCAAAUUUGGAUUAUAUUUAUCCAGUAGGAAUAGUUUUGGCAAGAUUGCCCUAGUGUAUAAGUUGUGAUGAUCGUGGACAACUGCUUGUCCACUAAGAAAUUCCAAAUUUACAUUUUUGAUUUUGUUAUAAUAUACCCAUAACACAAUAUAAUAAAAAUGUAUUUCGAAUAGUUCAAGAUUUGAUCAAGGAGAAGUGACCUCCCAUUCCGGUCAGGACUGGGUGGUGUGCCUAGUCCUCUGAUUAUCAGCUGGGGUGGGGAAGACAUCCUAAUUGGCCAUCAACCAGAACUGUAACAAAACUGGCUGUGAUCCAGAACCUAGAUCUUAUCCUCCCUAAACCAGGGGUCAUUGUGCGAAUAGGAAUCUGCCUUCUGAAUGAGCAUUGUAUGUUCCAGUACAAACUUAAUUCUAAAGGAGAAAGCACCUUAUGUAAUCAUCUAUGGGACCUUUUUAGUAAUCCAAUUUGGAAUGUCACCAAGAUGUUAUUUGACCAGACUUGGCUCGUGUUCUAAAUGCUAGAAUCCACAAAAUAUUGCAGGUAGCAGUCAAAACCAAUCUGUAGAGUCAUAGCUUUAAAACUCUGUACAUUGAGGGCUGUCCUUUAAAUGACUUUCAGCACAACAUAAUGUUCUCACUUUAAACUGAGUGACUUUUUGCCAAAUCAAAAGGACCCUUGCUUAUUUUUGAAUAUUUGUUUAUUAGUUUCUUUACUCCAGAAUAUAUGUGAUAUGUUUAUGGCGAAUUUAUGUAUAUUUUUAAAGAGAUUACUAGUAUCUUUCAGACCGUGCAUAUCAUCACAGACCAGCAUGAUACAUGAUGGUAUUGGCUAGACCCUCUAGCUGGGAAUUUUUUUUCACAAAUAUCUGCAGUUGUGAUGGUGGAAGCACAUUGUUCUGCAGGGAUUAUAUAUUCAAGCACCAUGACCACUUCAGUGAUUUGAAACGCUGCACAUACAGAGUUUAAUGCGCCUGCUGCCGGAUGUGAAGCUCCACUUGCGGCAGCGUCAUUGGUGUGUCAUUAGCAAGCCUGGAACAAGAGUUCUGGACUGGCAAAUUAUUAUUACUGGUAUUUAUAAAGAGUCAACAUAUUUUGCAACGCUGUACAGUUGGGGAAAAAGACAGUACAAGAUCUUUUGAAGAUCUUUUACACAGAGUACUUUUCUAGAUAGCCCAUGAGCUUACAAUCGGUUUAUGACAUCCUACUGCAGGAUGUCUUCAAUCUGCCUAUAAGGAAGAUCAAGAGCUUGACAGGACCCAGCUUUGCCCAUAUUUGCCCAUACUGGGGAACAGGCCAAGGUACUCCUCACAGAGGGGUGCAGUGUUUAUGAUGGCUGGAGUAAGCCUUUAAGCACACAGCCCUGCUGAGAAGAGGAAUGCAGAGCACUAGUAGUCAGGGUAAGGCUCUGCAAAGGACAAUAAUUGAGUGCCGCACUGUGCUUUGGGAGAAAUGGCACAAACAUUGCAGGUAGACGAUGCAGGUAGACGAUACAGGGAUCCCAUUGUACAGCGCUGCAGAAUCUGUUGGCGCUAUAUAAAUAAUUAAAUUAAUUUAAGGAAAAUGUGUGCAUUGAUUUCCGUCCAUUGCAGCAGCCCUUUUCGAGAGGAGAGUUUUCCUAAAUAGUUUAGUGUUUUGAUGUAGCUUGUUCAAACAGAGAUGCUGAACACGAUAUAGGAAGUAGUAGCCCAGAAGAAAGUAGACAACCUGAAUUAUAGCGGAAAUGUUGUUUAUUAACCAGUCGGGUUCCUUAUUAACAUUCUAUUGUAUCAGAGUUACAACAUCAUCCAGUUCAGUUACUUGCCGUACCUUGCGUCAUACAUCAUUUCUCUAGUGCCGAAUGGAAUUUUAUAUGGUUAUGUUUGUAACCUGAUCAGUUUUGUAAAAAAAAAAAAAUCUGAAUGUUUUCUUUUUUAUAUAUUACAGGUUAAAAGCAAGUCUCAUAAUCCUAAUUCUUUAAGAACUUGUUUUUUUUUUUUUAGUUAUUUCAGCUUUGGUUUUGUGGCAUUAAAAUCUGAAUGUCCAAUUUCCCAGGCGAUUUAAAGCUUCCCAGCUCAUAUGGCUCAGUUAAUGGCCCCAGCUGACAUAUUUAUUGCUUUCAGGUGAACAAAUUGCAUUCUGGGUCAGGGACUUGUGACUCUGUGACCUCUCUGAUUUGUAUGCAGCCAUGUGUAAUUAGGGGCAGUGAAAGGCCAUUGAAAAUCAGCACCUCUAAAAAAAACCCAUAAACAUUAAAAUUCAGAAUAUUUAAUAGAAUUGUACAGUCUGUUUUUGUUUAUCUGUUUAUUUUCUCAAUCUUUCGUAUUUCCAUUUUUUUCUAUCACUAAUGUGUCUGUUUUGUAAUCUGUAGGAGUGCUGCUUAUUGUCAUUUUAGUCUUUUUGUCCUGAGGGUUUUUUGCUCCACUGUGUUUAGUGCAAACAGGGCGUUUCAGCAUUUUUAGAUUGUUAGAAUGUAUUUAUACUAUAACUGAGACUAUAACCAACUAAGUAACCAGCAAAAACGUCUGUUAUCCUCAGUAUCUAAAUCCGGAUUGUGGGUAUUGUAGUCAGUCCCAAUGGUUACUGGUUGAUUUUAUAUAUAUAGACUGUAAGCUCGGUUGAGCAGGGUCCUCUUCAACCUAUUGUUCCUGUAAGUUUUCUUGUAAUUGUCCUAUUUAUAGUUAAAUCCCCGCUCUAAUAAUAUUGUAAAGUGCUACGGAAUGGCAAUAAUAAUAAUAAUAAUAAUAAUAAUAUAUAAAUAAAAAAAUAAAAAAAGAAGAAAAAAUAAUAAUAAUAAUAAUAAAAUAUAUAUAUAUAAACUACAAUAUAAUUAGAAGUUGAAAUAACUUUAAUCCGCUUGGCAAUCUGUGUUUUGCCAAAGUCCGCUGCAUGUUGGGUUUCCUGUAACCAGUGUGUAGCUGUGGAUUCGGGGUUUGUAUAUACAAUCUGAGUGUCACGCAGAUUGUCCAUUCUUAGAAAUCCCCCAGCGUCACUCAUUACAGCUGCAUGUCAGAACACCGCAGAUAGGGCGUGAGGAAGGGCAGAAUAAGUAAAGAUCAGACCACAUUUCCUGCCUGCUUGCUGUGCCUUUAAUUUAGGGUAAUCUUUAUUUUUAUUUUCCUUGUAUUUUCACUCACGUUUCCCAAAAUGAAUCCUCACUAAACCUAACAGGCUAUUUACCCAUCCCCCCGCUAUUAUAUAGAAUUUAUCAUUACGAUCUCAAUAGGUGGUGAAAAUGCCACCUUAUGGCUUAUUUUGUUUCAAUGCAGUCAUUAAUCCAUUAACCCUUCAUUGUCAGCUGGUUGCCAAUUUGACUGCCGUUAAUGCAUAAUUUUCCAACUUUAAAGACACUUAAUAAUUGAUAACCUAACCGAGUCAAUAUGGAGUUUUUGUCUCCAUUUUUAGUUUAAUGUAAGGUGACGCAGGUGUCACCCGGUCAGACGUCUGCGUGAUUUUGUUGCUUAAGACACAUAGCGUACAAUGUUUUUAUAAAAGCCUUUUGUGACCGCCUCUGCUCUCAUCGCUCUUGUAUGUUCUGUCCGUGACAAUAUGUAAUUCUUUGUGUACUGUAAACUGUUUAUAGUAUAAAUUUGGCUUAAAAACUACGCUGCUGGCUGCAUAUAGCAAACAGAAUCCUGAUUUGGCAUAUGUCAGCUGCAGUAUUUUGCAUACCUAAUGUCUUUAUUAAACAAAUCUGGUUUAUUGUCUGGUCGAGAAGUGCAGGAUAAAUGGAAUUUAGAAAAAUUGUGCAAUCGACAAGUUAUGUAAAACCCACCUCCUACUUAUUCAUUUAUUUGUCUUUUUUACGUAGAUAAUAACGUUUUUUUGUAUGUUUUCACAAAUAGUUUUGCAUUAAAGUAAUGCGCCGGGCUCCAUAGAAACUUUGUCUCAGUGAAGUUGUUAUGGUGCCUGGAUAUUAUGGGCACCGUCUUACCUAGAGUGCUCUUUUUAUAUAUUCAUUCUCUUACUCAUACAUUUUUCCUUUUCUAACAUGUCCAGCUUUCAAGCAUUCGGUGUGUGAUUAUACAAUAUAUUUCACCUCAUGGGCAUAUUAAAGGGACAUUCCAGUCACCAUAAUAACUUCAUUUAAAUGCAGAUAAUAUGGUACCUGGAGGCCCCCGGGCACACUCUUUCAUUCAGGGGUUAAACUGUUCCUGAAUGGUUAAACCCCAACGUUUGCCUCCAGUGGAGUUCUGCAGGUACCCCAGGUGGCAUUUGGUUUAUGCAUUUCAGUUACAGAAAGUGUGGCGUGCUGCUGGGGCGCCACUGAUUGGCUUAGAGCAGUCAGCGAUCAUAUAGAUGAAGUUAUGGUGACCCGAGUGUUCCUUUAAGGAUGAGAGAUGUCUGCUUACAAGUUAAAAGGACAUUCUGCAGGAAUGGAAAUGUUUACAUUACAGGGUUAAAAUGUCACUCUGACAACAAUUAUUGUUACUUCAGCCAAAAUAGCUGAGUGAAACUCAGCUAUUUAAAUCAGAUGUUCUCACAGAGACCAUUUGAUUGGCUCAGCGUGUAAUUUUGGCGCACAUGCGCAGCAGCCUCCCAAUGCUUUCCUAUGGGAAAGCAUUGGAUUGGCUGGGAUCACCUACAAUGAUGAUCUCAGCUAAAGAGGCAUCGCUUCCCCACAAAGACUGGGGGACACGGCGAGGGCUCAAACAUAAGUGAAACUCACCCCUUCAACCCUCACACGGUGGAGGAAGACACUAGUAUAAAUACAUUAAAAAAAAAGAAUUAGAGAUGCAUGCUUAUAUUCCCAACGCUAUAGCGUUAAUUAAUGCCAAAAAUAAAUCUGCGGCAAUAAGACCUUAUGCUGUAUAAAUGGACCGCUAAAUAUAUACAGUCCUGUCUGGCUUUUUAGUUAUGAACUGGGCCUUGUGGGUGGGAUCAGUCUGUAAUGGUAAAAUUGUGAAUUUUUUUGGAAACCUAACAGAACCAAAGGGCAAACUAAGUGUUAAUUUCUUUUAACGAUUGCUGAAUAUCUGAUUUCUCAAGUUGGAAUGCAUUUUGUAUCCGUUUAUGAAUUUCCAUUUAGGCAUCUGGGAGAGUCAUCGCCUUCGAAGUGCGAUUAGAAUUAUAAUUGUACGUCCUUAUCUCAGGAGAUCGCUCCCAAAAGAAGCGUGAAUGGCAUUUGUUCGUCAUAGACUCAUACUUUGCGUCUGGCCGUGCCACUCUUGGGAAUUCACUAAACAGCUUACAGAUGGAGCUUGUUACAGCAUAGCAGGGAAGGGGAUCUGCUUUAGGGAUUGGAUACGGAAACCUGAGCUUUGGUUUUUUAAUUUUGCAAACAGCCAGCAAGCUAUGUUCAGGAAAUGAUGGCGCUUAUAUCACAGUGAACCAGAUAUUGAUCGUAUACGUUACAUGCACAUGUCAUAAAACCGAAGGUAAAUAAGCGUCUGCUAAGAAAGUAGAACUUGUCCACGGAUCUGAAAUUGAAUGAAGCCUAUUUUUUUGGCCGAUGGGGUGUUAGGAACUGUUUCGAUAGGGAUUGAGAAUCUGUGCGGUUUUCUUCAUUUACUGCUUGAAUAAACCCUGCCAUUUAAAAACCCCUUUUCUAGUCAUUGCAAACACAGUGUGGGAAUAUUGCAACCUAUACCCCAGACGAACCUCGCAGUCUCUAGAAUGGGAACGUGUAUUUGCUUUUAGAACAUAAUUAACUCUUAAUGUGUUGCACCCCUGUUACAAAAAAUAAAGAACAUCUCAAACACUCCAGUAUCUUUUUUGUAUUCAAAUGAGUGAAUUAGAUUCUUUUAAGAUUGUGCCAAGACGCCUAGAAACUAUCUUUCAAUAAGAAUUCGUUUUUUUUACUAAAGCAGGGAAUUGUGGGAAAUUGACAGGAAAUUGCAUAUAUUAGGGCAAAAUUGCUAAACAUAAUGUAUUCCAUUUGUAGUACUAUUCCAGCCUAAAUUGUGCUAUUAAAAUAUUGAGACUGUAGGACUAAUUUACAAAAGAAAAUUAAAAAAAAUAAAAGCCAAAAACAGAGUUGCAUAAUUCAGGGUACAAUAGCCAAGCAGUGAUUAUAGUGGAGUUGUAAAUUAUGUCCAGAUCGGCGGCUUUAGGCUAAAUUUUGCAGUUUGGUUUUCUAAUUUACUGCAGUUCACUGUUUAGCGAAUACGUGCCAAAAUCAGUUAAUCUCGGAUUUUCAGAGUAUUAAAUGUUACUUGUACAUAUGUAGGUAGAUCUUAUUUAAAUGGUGUUAUGUGGAUAAAAAGAAACUGGUCAACUGCCGGCUAAAAUCUGUGCAUUUCAUUGUAAUGUCCGAGAAUGCACAAUCCGGCUUUAGUUUACUUUAUAAGCGCGUGUUUGAGUUUUCAGCUCUACUACAGAGCUCUCAUUGUUCCACAGCCGGAUUGUGAGGGUGGAUGCAGGUUUAAUCUAGACCUUUCACCUCCCCGUUUGUUCUUGAACUUGAACCAAGGCCCCUGAGCCUUCUUGUUUGCAGAACAAGGCAAGACCACGAGACAUAUUGCGUUACAUAAAUUCCACCUGUGACAUGUUGAACGGUUUCGUGAAAUUGAUUUUUAUUGAUUUGUUAAUGUUAACUUCAUAUUAAAGCUGCUCUGUCACUUAUUAGUAUUUCAUAGAGAUAUAGUCUUUAUUAAAUAUUAAUGGUGACUGCGUUGGAAUUUGAAUGAAGUCCAUAGACCACAGUAUUGUAAUCUUGUGCAUGCAUGAGAGUAUAGCAGUGACGUGGCUCCUGGGAGAUGAAGCACCAGGAGAUGAAGAAGGUCACCUGGAUUGAGAUGGCGCCGGCCACAAAGGACAACUUCAGGUAAAACCUACCUUUGACUGCUCGCAACAGCUACCAGACUCUUUGGAAGUCUUUGCAGAAUAUGCAAUAACUCCUGAAAGUGACAGAUCCACUAUAAGUAUAGAAUACGGAAAUAGCAAGUUUUGCUGGGAUGCUGGGAUACGUAAGCCCUAAAUGUUGCACAGUGAUAGACUAGAUUUCCCAACAUAUUUAACCAGACAUUCUGGCCAAUUAUGAUGAGUAAUGCACAGAAGAAGGGACAGGACAUGAUCCUGCCCAAGAAAUGUAUGAGAUAACCGUGAACAAAAACGCUGAAACAUUCUUAACCAAUAGCCGGGGUCUCUAACACAGGAAUUCCACUGUUUGGACUCCACUAGUCCUUAUUCAUAGACACAUCUACAGCCCAGUGCAAAUUACAAUAAUGUCCCCCUCCUCCCCAGAGUUUCUUAAUAACAUGAUUGCUUUCUGCUAAAUUAUCCAGAUAUUUAUAAUUGCUUGUCUUAGUGUUUCUUAUUUAGCAAUGUUAUCUUCUUGUGGUAUUUUGCCUCCAGGCAACCACUCAUACUGGGUAGUAUAUAGUUGUAGUUUGCCAUUUUCCAUUCAGGGAUGGCUGCCAUUUUGUCUUUUCUCAGACUACGGGGUCCUUUGUCUCUCUUUGAAAAAGGCCCUGAGGCUGAUAUUGUUUUCCGUUGGUGGAGUUAACAGGAUGUGCCUCUGAUGGAGGAAGAAUCCACACCCCAGGAGUACAAAUUUUCCUUUUAGGCUUAUUUUUAGCCUGUGACAAAAACCAGUUGACAACAAUGGAUUCUGCAUAAUCUGAUGAGGCCUUUGACCUUAGUUUAUUUUGGGAGCCAUUCUACUUCUGGAAUUUAUAGAACCUACAUAAACUUUGCAUUCUGUUUGGAAAUCAAUAGAUAAAUGUUGGUUCACAGGGUUCUUGAAUUAUAGAAAUUUGUGCACAAUGUAUUCUAAUUUCUUUAAAACAUGAAAUUGUUGUGAAUAUUGCACAAUUUAAGCCGGAAAAAAAAAAAUCAACUCCACUAUAAUCAAAGCUUGGAUAGCUUAAGGUUUUCAACUAAAGAGGGAAAGCAGAACAGAACCCCAAAAUCGGGGCUCUCCCGCCAAAACUGUUGGGAACCGUAGUAAUGUGCCUCUUUCAAAGUAUUUUGGGCAGAUCCCUCUGCGCCUACUGUUCCUGUGUGUCGUACAUGUUUUGUUAGAGAUACAGGUUUGUCUUGUUUCCUAUUGUACAACUCUGGUGAAUAUGUUGGCUCUAUAUAAUAAUUCAGCUACCAUGACGCUUGAAAAAAAUUCUCAAGGUGACAUAGUGAUUAAUGAGCACGUGGGCCGUUGCAUUGAAGUUUGCAUAGAGACGUGACGAGACGUUUUUUUCAGAACUUAUCUGCUCUGGCGAUAGUUUCUGCACACACUUAGACCGUGCUUUGUUGGUUGCAUUAGGAAUACAAACGGUUUAUUCUCUGCAAAUUCAACUUUUCCAUUACAAGUAAUUUGUUAAUCUCAUGUUAAAUGCUUGGGGAUUUAAUCACUAUACAUUGGGUUCUAGUGAGCUGGCAAAUUAACUACAAAAUUUAGGCUAAAGUUGCAGAAUUGGAGAUUUUACCAGUUCUUCUUUAUUUUUGGCCCCAACUUAUCAUAAUUUUGUGUUUACUGAUUUAACCCCUUGGAGUGCCAGCCUGGUACCCAAGUGAAGUUUAUGGGUUUCAUUAUUUAAGUAAACAAUACUUGGAUUACACGUGUCCUAUUUUUAAUGACUACCCUUGGAUAUAUAUUUGAAUCUAUAAAUAAAAUUGAAAGCUAAUUGCUUAAGAAGUUAGUAAUGGCAGAAAAAAAGUUACAAGUGUCGCAGCACCCUUAGUGCGGUGAAAUAAUGUUGAAUAUUUGCCAACUUAGUUUGUCCUGUUUCCAUUGAGGCCUAACUUAUGGAUUUGCAAACCGCAAAUCAUUGUUGCCAUCUGUGUAUAUUGUGACAUGAGAUAUGACAGGCUCAAUUAAAGGGACCCUCCAAGUACCGUAACUACUGCAGUGGGGUGUAGUGGUUAUGGUGCUUAGCAGUUCCCUGGCACCUGCUCCAUUGCAAAAAUUAUCAAACUGUUUUAGAAACGGUUUGGCGUUUUACCUAGGGUCCCCUGGCCAGUGCUUCCGACAUCCACUACUUCCGACGAAGAGCUAGAAGUGGACAGUUCUAAAUUUUUUGACUAAUUACAUUGGAGGAGAGGGGUGGGGGGUGCAUUUAACAAGCUAUUGAAUAGAACAAGGAUAGGCAACAUUCCUGAUAUUUUGGACUACAUCUGCCCUAAUGCUUUGUCAGCAUUAUGUCCAGAAAAGCAUUAUGGGAGAUGUAGUGCACGUCUGGAGUGUCUAAAUUUCCUACCCCUGUUCUUGAAUAUCCAAACCUUUUGUUCAUUACAUUACUUUCUAUUUCUGUUUAAAUUGUAAUAAUGAAAAAUGUGUAUGUCGGAGAGUGGCACUCUCAUAUAAUAGUGACACUUCCAAAGGUCUGAUGCCUUUCAAAUGUCCCAGAAAUCAUGGUGCCAUCCAGAUUUGGGGUGCACAUCCCAUGUUAUUCUUUAGGUGUCCCACUUUUUUGAGACAUUUGUGGAAUCCAAUGAAAACUGACAAAAUGUGUGCAUGUGAUUGUGCAACUUACACAAUUUUACAGAUCUCUUAUGGUAUCUGGAGAAUCUUCUCAUGCAGACACACGUGAUGGUAGCCAUACUUGCGUGUGCUCAUUUGUAGUAAAUCCGAACUUAACUUCUUAGUACAGGGAUGGCUCCAAAAUAUAUUUACAGCCUUUUUUUUCUUGUUCAGAUAUGAUUUUCUUGUUGGCAUUUUAAGAGCAGGUUUAAACGUUUAUCUUGAUCAUUUUUAUCACUUUGUAUUUUUUUUUUUUACCAUGUCAUAUUCAUUUGCCCUACCCAAGCAGACCCACACAUUUUUCGCAUUGUUUUUCUGCUCAUUAGUCACCAACCUACUUAUUCUGCUGAGGAGGCUGUCAGGUCCAUAGCCCACGUUGGAAAAGGUAUUUGGCACCAAGGUCUGUGAUCCCAGCUCUGCAAAUACAUCACCUGCAAAUGUCUUCUUGUUAAAUCACUUGUAAAAAUCUAUUAUGCGAUCAAAAGAUAUCACACCCAAGGUCAGAUACAGGUUACUUAUUAAAGAACGAUCCGUUGUGAACUCUUUACAUGCCACAAAAAGGUCUCCGAUGCGUUUCGCAAUAACUAUAUCACCAACCUAGUCUAAAGUUAUAUAAAUAAAACGACACAAACUAUAACGAGGUAGCACGCACAUUCUAAUUUGCUUGGGUAGAAAUUCCAAUGAAUAUAUUAAGAUAUGGUCAAACAUGAUAAAUAAUUAUCACUUACUUACAUGUCCCUUUGGCACAGACGUGCAUACCCCUAUGUGGGCCUGAAGGAUAUGCAACAUGUGGCUUGUCAAAAUUCUCUUUAACAGUUACUGAGCAGCUGAUCAACUCAGGUAGAAGUGAUGAAAAAAAAUUAAAAGGAUUUAACACUUAACUAAUCCAAGCAGGCCAUUUGGGGUUCCGAUGCUCUUUGACUAAGGGAAUUAAUGUUUUUUCACAGGAGACGAAGUCCGAGUAUUAGUGGGCACCACUUUUAAUGUGUUUUCUUUCAGAGAGUAAAUAAAAAGAUGUAUCACCAGAAAUUUACAGAGAAUCUCUGUAUCCUCACUAACGAGCAGGAGACUAUGUUCCUGUGGGAUUGUAGCCAGUGUCAUAGAACCACGUGGCCACGUAUCGUAGCACCUGGGUCAAUCUGCCCUCUGAAUUCCUGUUUAUAUACUCCUCAUCAGAAAGCAAUCCCGUUCCCUGCUAAUGUUAUUAAACCUUUUAAGUGGAUCCAUAUGUUGUAACGAGGUUUGGGCCAGUCUUUAGGAAUUGCAGAUUCAACACCCACAUAAAUAACCACAAUUUCCUGGUGGUUUUGCAAUUGCAGAGUAAACACAAAAUGUAUUUCGUUGUUUUUUUGUCUGUGUGUGUAUUUAGUACAGAUCGGACGCUGAAUGACUAUAGUUAUUUGUGUUUAGACUGGAUGUUUCCUAUAAGCUAAUGGGGAUAUAGAAUACAUUUUGUUGCUGGACAUUUAUCAAAUAUUACAAAAACGUAACUGGAUAAGUUUAAGUCACUUAAACUGCAUUGUUUGUUUAUUCUAGAGUCUCUACACUGUAAAUAUAAUUAAAUACUUAGCAAACGUAUAUUACAAAGACAAAACUCUUUUUUGUAGAAAUCUAUUGUAGUUUUAAAUGAACACUCCGGUUAAUCUCCCUGUUUUAUUUAUUGCAUUGUGAUAAAGAGAUUCUUAUCUUUGUUCCCUACAAACUGGCAGGGACUAGGCUAUACUAAGAUUAUUUCAGCCUAUCCUAGUAAUCCAGUUGUUUGCAAUAGAAGAGAUGUGUGCAUUUCAUAAAUACAGCUUCUCUUGGACCGACUAGUAGUUUCAUUCACAUUUUUGCAUGAAUUGAGCAUUUCGUAGCUAGAAUAAACAGAUUGAAGUGAAACAGUGACAAUCUGUACUGUAAUGCCGUAAUCUGUUCGAGGAAAUGGAUGGUUAUGGUGCCUGGAGUUCUCUUUAAAUUUAAUAUUGUAUCCUUAAAGUUUAAAGUUUAACGUCAUUGUGUCUUGACAGUGCUAUUACAGAUUCUUAAACAGUAAAUAUAUAAUUUACCAUAACGAUAGAUUAUAUAUUAAGCCGUUGUGGAUUUACUCACCCCGUGUCCAGUGGUGCCAUGCCUGGACGUCUGUGAGUUUUUCACCGUUUGAUACUCUGGUUCCUCUUUUCCCUUACCCUCUUGGAUUCUCUCGCCCUAGCUUGGGAAGAUAUCUCCUAGCAUGGCAAUCUGCUCCCUUGAUGCUAGAUUCAUUGCCAGUGCAUCAGUGUCAGAAUAGAGUGACGUCUAACACUCUGCUCCUCAUUCCCGUACCAAGACAUGCCUAAUGGGGGACUAUCUGUGAUGGAAAGCAUGAGGGUUCUCCAGCUCCCCCCUUUUACUCAGUCUUCAGCAUAGAUGUAUAUGCAGACUUCUAUGAUGAGAAUCGACUGACAGAGGGGGCAUGUUUUAAUAGAAUUAUCUCAAAAUCUGUACAUUUGCUGGCAUUAAAGGUACAGUUAAAAUAUUGAAACAGUGUUCCUAAAAUAUGUACUGCUGGUAGUUACGUCUCUUUGAUAUAGAGCUCUUUGACUGGCUCAUACAAAUAUAUGGUUGGUAUCUCUAUAUAUUUAUCUAACCCAUCUGGCUAAGCAUAUGUCAACCCCUAAUUUUAUAUGCAAUGUAUAAUAUCAGGAUAUCUGUGGAAACAUUGUACAGAUACCUGUCUGAUCUAGUUGUACAAAUAAUCCAUGCUUACACAUCUCCGAAAUGUCCCUAUUUUUGGCCGAAAUUCAUCUGUCCCUCCUUUCUCUCCUAAUGUUCCUCUUUUGUAGGAGCUCCAUAUUGUUGGUGUGCAAAAAUACUCUCAGUAAUGUGUCUUUAAAGUACAGUAAACGUGUUUAGAAAUUAGUCUCUGUAAAUAAGAUACAUCAUUAUUGUUCUAAAUAACAUUUUAGAUGUAUAAAUUGUUAUUACUAAGUCACUUAAAAAGAUUUUGAACAGACCCGCCCCUGGUUUCACCCCACUCACACCCAUAAAAUAAAAGUGUUGCUCUUUAUCCAUUUGAAAUUUUGGAAGGUAUGUUAAUAUUUUAGACAGCUCUGGUAGCUAUAGUUAUUGACAUACAUAUAAAACACUGCCUACGUCUAUCAAAAACAAAUGUAGAGGUUGAGAGAGAGAGUAGGAAACUAUAAACUAGUGUAAUAUAUAGUAGUUUUAUUACCGAGUAAUGUGUAGUGGUUUUAUAACUGCUAUAAAAAUAGUUAUCUUGUGAUAACAAAUAUUAACUACACAAGAAACUGAAUGUUAAGGUUACAUCUUAUUCCUGUUUGUUCUUACCUUACGUGUCCCUGUCUUGUCAGGUUUGUGCAUUGUAUCUGUGCCUAUUACAGGUGCUGUCCUGGUUAAAUGGGCACAUUCGAUCUCUUACACAGUACAUGUGGUGGACUCGUUAGGGCAUGGGCCAGGGAGAGCACCAGGGCAAGUUUCCCCACCCUUCCCCCGAGAUGCCAGACAGGUACCCACAUCAGGUUACUCAACGUGGGUACAUGUAUUUUUUUUAUUUAGGUACUUGCAAGGUGGUGCAGUAUCCUUUUGUGCGUGUGUGUACACAAUACCCUACACUACAAUAUUAAACGUCCAGUUCCCCUCCUCAGAUUGGGUUCUGGAUCUGCCUCUGUGUCAGGCUGUGAUAUUAGAUAUGUGCCCCCUUACAUGUACCAGUCUAGUCAAGCUGACACAUUAGGCUUGGCCCUUUACAUGCACCAGCCUUAUUAUAUUAUUAUACAAUAUCAACCACUAGAGCGAUCAUAUUCAAGUUAUUAAGAUCUCAAGUUCUUCUGGAGAACUCUGACAUUUUAUACAAGAUGACACCGUCACUUCUUUUAUUCAGGGCUGUUUGAUUAUUAGUAUAAUUAGGUUAAGCUGUCCUCACAUCCUUUCAAUGUCAGUCUAAAAUUCAGCUCAUGGAUUGAAGAGUCCCGGCUUUCUACUCAUUUCUGAGUGUUUGGCUUUACUAUUACAAGAGGCACGGUUUAGAAUCCGUGGCUGCUGGCUCACAGUUCCACAAUUACCUGGACACCAACCAGAGACCACCUUGAUCAUUUUAGCUGUUUGUGUUUCUGACAUGCCACUCAAAGACAUGAGAUCACCCAACAUUAUUUUAUACAUUAAAAUUAUAUUGAUGAGGCUACCAGUAGACCUCAUCCAUUGGUUGGGGGUACCAUGAUCAAUCACAUAAUUUGUUUCCUUGCAGUAAACGCACAAAUCUUUAGCAGGGGGCAUAUUACUUUUAAUGUUGGAAAGGGAAUAAUAUAUAUACACAGUUAUAGAAUUGUUCAUUACAACCUCCGUUUGACCAAAACCAGGUAGCAAUUGGCUGCUGUUGGUAACCAAUAGAAUAUCAAGUAAAAAUACUACAGGUCAUUCACUUGUGUAAACAUUCCGUGAUGACAUGUGCAUGUGCAAAGCAAGCAGAGGCAGUGGAAUCUGGUCAGGGCUGAAAUGUUUGGCCCUUUUUAAAAAAAAUUUUUAACAACGAUAACCAGACAAAUGUCAUUGUUUUAUGAGCCAUCUGUCUGAAGGAUUAGUGUUUUGCCUACUGUAUGGAGAAAUAUGUUUGAGUUUAGUAAACAUAUUUUGUUUUUUCGACUUUUUAUGUGCGCCCAUUAAUCUGUCGAGAUAAGUCAGAUAUUUUAUUUAUUUAUUUUUCCCCUGACCACUAAUUCACUAGUUAAACGAGACAAUAAAAAAAAAAAAAAAAAAAUCUUGUUUAUUAAGCCUCAUGGAAUUUUUGAAGAAAAAUAGUCAUUCCGCCUGAUGCUUUAUGCUACAACCAGAAAGCGCAGGAAAUGAUGUCACAGGUGUAAACUCGCUACUGUUUAUGCCCAAAGGUUCCCCAUAGGCAUUAAUAUUAGUUGUUUAUGUACCCCAUCACCAAAGGCUUACUUUAAUUCCCUUCAAGAAAAUAAAAUCACAUAUGGCUUAACUGCCCAAGUGUGGCAUUUCUCCUAUUUCUUUCAAGGCACGAUUGGCAUACCUCCCAAGUCUCCUUAUUUAGGAGGGACAGUCCUUAUACUGGGACCAAAUCUCUCCGUCCCCCUAUUCUAUCCUAAUGUCCCUCUUUUGUAGGAGCGCCAUAUUGUUGGUGUGUCUGUGUGUAUAACAGAGCUCCACAGCAAUAUUACUCCUAGUAAUGUGACUAAACUACAAUAAAUGUGUUUAGAAAUCAGUCUAUUUAAAUAAUGUGAAAAAGGAUAAAUCAUGACUGAGUUAACAAAUAAAACAAAACAAAAAGGGCUUCUAACAAAGUGUAAAUAAGUGGGUGCUUUUUUGAAGAUAAGACACAUUGUUCUUGUUCUAAAUGACAUUUUAGUUGUAUAAAUUAUUAGGAAGUCGUCUAAAAAUUUUCAGAACACCCCUGCCCCUGGUCAGACCCCUAAUAUUAAAGUGUCCCUCUUUGUCCAUUUGAAAUGCUGGGAGGAAUGAAUUGGAGAAUCUCCCCGGGAGUAUCUCAAGUGAAGGAAACUAUAAGAUAAGAAGCAAGCAAUGUUAAAACAAUUCCCAUGCUUAAACUAUACAUCUGUUUGCAAGAUUAUGAAAAUGUGAAAUUUAUUUUUCUUCCUUUCCAGCAAUAAAAGUGUCACCGAAUUAAAAAAUAGGCACUAGAGCUGCGUUCCCACAGGAUGUCAGAAUGACAUCUUUUACCAAUAUCAAUUUGGAUGUAAUUUAGAAUUUCUUUAUAUUUGUGAAAUAGCACAGUUGUGGAAGCAGUUUGUGCUUGGCUGCCUCAUUUUGUUGAGUAAUUGAACAACUGCAAUCCAUUGCCUAAUUUACCAAUUACCUAUGAGUAACACUCACCGGUGCGAAACGCGUAAGACAGUUUGUGCUAAAUUUAGGACUGACAAGGCAUUGUGGGAAUGUAAAAUUUUAAAGCAGCCGAGGGCGUCCUUUUCGGCUAUCUCUGCGCUUUUAGGAAAAGGAUAUACGUGUACUCAGGAGGUAGCAAAACUCAUUUUAAUUCUUAAAAAUAAAAUAUAAGAUUUGUAGUACCUAUAACCACAGACUUUUAACUUUCAAGGAGAGUUGGCCAAUGUUUACUAGAUAUGGAAUUUGCGCAUCAGUACAGAUGGAAUUCAAUGGUUUCGAACAGAAUCCUUAAAUGUUGGAUUUGGAUGUAGUUAAAUUAUUAGUUCCUCCUGUAUGUCCGCAAACCACCGCUAUCAGCUGAUUCUAAAACAUUCCUGGGCCGGGUGCUGAAGGCUGAUAAGAGGGGUGAGGCUCAUUUGGCUUCAGGCUCACUUAACUCAUCUGUGUGAGGAAAAACAAGUUCAUAAAAAAAAAAAAAGCAAACCUUUGUAACAGAAAUGUUCUGAUAUGUGGACAGAGGAGAUUCAGCUGCCAUUACUUCAUUUCUUGAUAACUGACACCUAAAAUUUACAUAGAUAAUGCUUUCUUAAUGUGUCCCUUUAAAAUAAUUAAAAGGGAAAUAGGAUCUGCAAGACUUAGGGGUAAUUAGUUUAAAGGGACACUAUAGUUACCACAACAACUACAGCUUAAUGUAGUUUUUUUUUUUUUUCUGGUGAGUUUAAUCAUUCCCUGCAGGCAUUUUCUGAGAAAAGGCAGUGUUUACAAUGCAUCCUAGGGACACCUUCAGUAGCCACUCCUCAGAUGUCUACUAGAGUUGCUUCCUGGGGCAGUGCUGCACAGUGUGCAGCACUGCCAUUCAGCUUCUCCACGCUCUGCAUGGAGACGCUGAACUUUCCUCAUAGAGAUGCUGAUUGGCCAAGCCGGCAUUUGGCCCCAACCCUGUCCUGCUUCUUUGCUGAAUUCACUCAAUCUAAUGCGUUCCCUAUAAGAAAGGAUUAGAUUGGCUGAAAUCAUAAAUUCUGAUGGUGUCAGCAAGGAGGUGGAUAGGGGUAGGGCCAGAGCCGGCAGACCCGCGUGGCGCUGGAAAUAAGGUAAGUUUUAUUACCUUUUAAAGAAUAAGGUAGGGCAAGACACCUAAAUGGUGGUUUUAACACUAUAGGACCAGGAAUACAGGUUUGUGUUCCUGACCCUCCAGUGUUCCUUUAACUAAAGAACAUGUAUGAAGUAAUUUUUGACACCAGAUAUUUAGACUUCCGUUAUUACAAUGGCCCGAACUCUGUGAUUAAAAAAAAAAAAACAGAGUAAGAUUAUUGACAGCAGCCAUUUUGAAUUCCAACAGUCUGCCAUUGAUUUUAGUGGAUUCACUUUAAAAAUGUUAACAUUGAAAUGUCAACCUUUAAGGAGCCAAACUCAUGAUAUCAAUGCUAUAAUAGUAGCUCCACUUUCAAAAUACCACUGCGCCCAUUAUAUCUCUGUUUAUAUUGAAAUAUGCCCCGUAAUAUAAUCCUGUGUUAAUACAGCAGGAUUAACAGGGUUUAGGAUCUUGGAAAUUAGCAUUGCUAGUGGCCAUACAAGAUGGCUGCACCGUGCAACAGCAGCUUGAAGGUUGGCAAGAUAAGGAAAAACAAGCCAUUUUCAGCUACCAUUUUAGCACUGCUGCUGCGGCAGACUACAUUUCCCAUGAUGAACUGCAACAACUGCAGUUCCCAACACAGCUGCAUUGCCGAAAGGGCACUUAUCUCUGUCCGAGAGUGAGACGUGUUCAAAAUAAAAUGACGGCAUUUUGAAAGAGUUGCCAGGCACCGGUUGUUGAAGUUUGGGGAGAAUUUUCUGUCCUUUAAUAUACAAGAAAUGGCCCCUAUCAAGUUGAAUAGGAAGUCUUUUUCUGUAAUGAUCCAUGACUUUAAGUUCGGAAAAGAUCCAUCAGCGGAAUCUUCUCGUAUUGCGAUUUUCCAGAUGAUCGCACGCGUUCGAACAUUGUGCUUAUUGUUAUAGUGUUGCAAGUUCUUACUGGGAUGAAUGGUUUUAAGGAUGGAAGGAAUCCUGCUUCCCAGGCUGCGAAGAUACAUUUAGAACUCUACAGUCCCAUCUUAUUUCUCCGGACAACAAGUUUAUUGUCGGUGUUUUCCUAUUUAUAGUGUGUGGCUUUAACUCUCACUGAGGAUGUUUAUAAAGAAUUUGGUAUUUAGUUAUUAUGGAUGUUUCAAGCUUUGCAGGACUGGAGCCUGACAUCAGGUCAAAAGUGACAAUUAUAGAUUGUUCAAUACAUGUAGUUUAUACAUUCGAUAUUAUCUUUUACUUGUUUGUUUGUUUUGUUUAGGUAUUGUGUGUUUAUGCUUUCUAUCCCAACCUUGAUGGAUCUCUAAUGACCAUUAUCAUAAACCAGGGAGUUUAAAAUAUUAAAGGGCUACACCAAACACUGGUUUUGGUUAGAGUAACCUUUCUGAAGUGGUCUGCUUCACCCGUUCCCACUUAAAAAAUAUAACUAAAAGAAAUGCUAAAACAUACCUCUGUUCCAAUGCAGAGGCCAAGUUCUCCCCUCAGCCCGAACCUCCUUGGCUAGGGGAGAAGGUCAGGAAAGACAGACUAAGAUGAGUACAUUGGCCGUAGGGAAGGUGGGCAUACUUCCAUUGGCUGGCUGUUUGGCACCAGAAUAGUAGCCUAGCUUUGCUUGCAGUUUUCCAAUUAUGUUCUCAAAUCACUGUUUAGCAGAUACACACCCUAACUUUGAUUGUACUAAUUACGCAACAUAUGUAGCGGCACAGAAUAUGUUAGCACAAUAAGAAUAAAACAAACUUAAAGAGGUAUAUGCUUAUCAACUAUCAGUAUACCAAUUUGGAGUUUUUCCCUAUAAAACAAAGCUGCUACAACACUAAAUGUGCAAUUCUCCCCAAACCACACAAUAAGAAUAAAGACUGUGGUUGAAAUAAUUUCUUUAAGGGAGAAUGUCGAAAGUGAUGGAUUCAGUGAAAUGUGUGUGAAUCUGUAAACAAACAGAUCUGGUUGCAUUGUGUGACGUAAAAUUACAUAGAAACCAGACAGACAGAAUUUACUCUUUGAUAAUCUGGAUUUGCAAUUGUAUCUUGAGGAUUAGCUUGCUGGCCCUCUGCUGUGAGCUGGAAAUUAAGAAAUCAGCACAACAGACAACAAGAGGUUUAUUUGUUAAGCAAUUCACUGGAAACAAACUUUGAAAACUUUAGACAGCAAUAUCCAAGUUGGUAAAAGUGCAAAUCAUUUACAUUCACAUCUACAUGCCACCCAACAGUCCCCAUCUUGUCAAGAUAGUCCCAAUUUAAGGGUCCUACCUUGCUGUCCCACUGUUGUUCCUUGGUAUUAUUAAUCUGGUGACAGCAGGGAACGGUCUCUCGGCAACACAGCAAGAAAGCAUGUUUAGAAGUGAUCGCUGUGUGAACGGGCACUGGGAUCAUGCAGAGAGCACUUCUGCAGCACUCUCUGCGUAUUCCUGUAUGUUGGGGGAAGGCUCCCACCUCCUUUGGCACAGCACUGUCAAUUAUAUUCAAAAUAAUAUCGUUAUUAAAGGACCACUAUAGUGCCAGGAAAACAUACUCGUUUUCCUGGCACUAUAGUGCCCUGAGAGUGCCCCCACCCUCAGGGCCCCCCUCCCGACCGGCUCUGGGGAGAGGAAGGGGUUAAAACUUACCUUUUUUUCCAGCUCCGGGCGGGGAGCUCUCCUCCUCCUCUCUGCCUGCUCUCCUCCCUUUCGGCUGAAUGCGCACGUGCGGCAAGAGCUGCGCGCGCAUUCAGCCGGUCUCAUAGGAAAGCAUUUACAAUGCUUUCCUAUGGACGCUUGCGUCUUCUCACUGUGAUUUUCACAGUGAGAAUCACGCAAGCGCCUCUAGCGACUGUCAAUGAGACAGCCACUAGAGGAUUUAGAGGCUGGAUUAACCCAUUUAUAAACCUAGCAGUUUCUCUGAAACUGCUAGGUUUAUAAAAAAAAAAAGGGUUAAUCCUAGAGGGACCCGGCACCCAGACCACUUCAUUAAACUGAAGUGGUCUGGGUGCCUAGAGUGGUCCUUUAAGCAAUUACCCCCACAUGCAAAAUUGUUUUUUGGCUCAUAUUUGUUGUCAGGAUAAUCUUAAUGCCCAACACGCACUACUUAAAUAACUAAUAAACAAAUAUAACAUACUGUAAAACAUAUUACCAGACCUUAGAAUGGCCGGAUUUAACGUUAAUAUAGAAUAGUACAUGACAGGCCGAGCUCAGGGAAACAGAAUGUAACAACAACGGUAGACAAGCCAAAGGUCAAGGGAUACAGAAGUCAGAAUAGUCCGAUAACAAGCCAUGGUCAAAACACACAGGAUUCAUUCAAAUAAAUGCACUCUUGGAUAACCAAAGUGGAAACCAGGACACACUGAGAAAAUAUCAUAAAAUGUUUAAAUACCUGGAAGAAUGUCUCUGAUUGGCCAAUAAAGGUCAUGCGAUGUCGGAACAUUGCAUGCAUGUUCCCGGGCGUAAGAAACACGAGGGACGUAGGGAGCCUUAAAAUACUCUGGCACGCAGAGACCACCGUCUAUAGUACUUUCAGACCUGAAUGCAGUCAGUGAGAGGGGGACAGGAUGUGCGCUGUGACACUUCUAACACACUUUGCCCAAAAUCUAUCAUGUUGCAAAGUAUGUCGUAACUUUUAUGCUAUUCUCUAGUAGUGAGCCCUGUGUUUUAGAAAGCAGGCAGUGUGAGACCUAGAACAAAAUAAACUUACACGUUUUAAAUCACUGCUGGAUUUUGGAUGGUUGCUCACCUGGUCUUCUCAGCUACUCACAAUAGGUAGAAAGGAAAAUUGUAGUCACUGACCAGAAAUGAAUAGCUGAUGGUAACUUAAUGGCAACUCCACUGAUUUCUAACUAAAGUAUCAUAGGACCAAUUCAACAAUAUAUAUUUAAAAUCUCCUGAUCAUGUUUAAAAUCUAUAUGUCUGUAAAAUAACUACAGCCCGCAACCCCUUUUUGUUCUUUUAUUCCCCCUCUUUUUUGUAUAAUUAUUUUCCUCUUUAGAUCUUUAUCAAAUGGUGUUCGUUUCAAAAUGCAGUUUCCUGUGCUACAUAUGCAUCGAUCUUGUCUAAAAAUAAAAUUAAAAUAAAAAAAAAGUAAAAAAAUAAAAAAUUAUUUCAACUAUACACUUAGUUCUUAGAAGCCACAAACAAUUCAACUUUACAAAUAGAGUUAAAUGACAAACUAGAUGACGGAUCAACACAAUCGCCUUCCCUCCUCCUUUGUGUGGUUUAGCUAUUUUGUAGACUGCAGAGAUAAAGAAAAAAAAAAUGUAGAUAUACCUAAAAUAGCUUGCUUUUGAAAGUCCAAUUUAUAGACUUGAUAGCUUAGGGGUUAAAAUAUUAAUUAUUAGAAAAAACAAACCAUGUUUUGUACAUUUAAUUGUUGUGCAAGAUGGAGUGAAUUAAUUUUGUACUGUUAAAAAAAAAAAGAAAAAAAGGACUUUUUGGCGUAUUUACUCAUAACCUUCUUAAAUUUCUUUGUGAGCGACACAUGUGCUGUUCCUUAUUUAAAAGAUUUCCAGAGAUCAGUAGCUUGGAAGAGACUGUGGGUCCCUCAAUAGGGUGUUUUCACAAUAGGUUCUGGAAUUCUAUUGUCUACAGGAAAGCUGAUAAGAUGUCUUUCUUAGAAGAAUAAGAGAUAAGAACUCCGAACACAGGCAAACUGCACACAGUAAACUAAGAUUACUUAUAGCUACUUAAUGUGUUUUGGCGUCUUGAUUGCGCAGUUAACGGACUAAUAUAGGAGUCGGAAUGGGUGCAUACCAUUGAUUCCAUGUGUAUCACAGGUGAAGGGUGGCAGUUUCACUGCAUUGAUUAGAAACUCUCUGAUAAUUUGACAGUCGAAAAGCAGGCCCUUACAUUGACUUUUGUAAUUAGGCCUAUUUAAAGUGGAACUGUCACAGCUCAGGAUUUUUGAUAUUUUGUUUACUUAACCUAUCUGAAUGGUGGUUUUAACACUAUAGGGUCAGGAAUACACAUUUGUGUUCCUGACCCUAUAGUAUUCUUUUAAUAUAAAUUUAAAAGAGAAUGGAACACCACAUGAAAAAGUUUGCACAAGUUCUAGCUCAUUUGCAACGGUUUUUUGAAUCGUGUAAACUCUAGAACAGUUACAGUUCCCUUUAAAAAGUAUCUGGGUGAUGCCUUCUUGACGUGAAUGGCUUGUUGGCAUUUCUCUGAGAGGUCACUUCAGAACCAAUGAUGUCCUUUAGACAGAGUCCUUCUGUUUUAACAGCUGAGUCCAGGCCUCUUAGGGAAUGAUUUACAAGAUACAUUAACUCUCUUGUUGAUUUUGGCUCCAUUACAGCAAAUCAGUCACACACAGGUACAUAUUCCCACCGCAAGAGGCACAGUUUAUUUACACAUACACCUGUUAAUUACACCAUACAGUUUAUACUCCUAGAUUUUAAUCCAUUUGAGCCAGGCCGUCUACACCUCUAAAUAUCCCCUUUCUAGAAUUGUAAAGCGGCGUGUAAUAUGUUGGCGCUGUAUAAAUGCCAGUUAAUUUUAUUUACCGGUGAUGGCUAAAGCUUCUAUUACUUAUCCGGCCAGCAGACACCGGUUAAGAUGGCGAACUAUUAUGAAAUGGUUUGACUACUUACAUGGAGAUGGGGGAAGCACUGCCUUAAAGACAGUGUGUUGAGUGGUUAUGGUGCCUGGAGUUUUCCUUUAAUUUUUAAUUCUUGAUUUUGCUAGGGAAGUAAUUACAUACACUAAAAUUAGAAACUCAGCCCCUAGAGCUUGCACUCUAGUUUACGUUAUUCCUUGCAGGGCUUGGUUUUAAAAUAUAAUAAUGAUCUGGGAGAUAGAUAAUGCUAACACCAGCUGCUAUUUUUUUUCUUUUUUCUUUCUGUUGUUGCAUAAUGCAACAAAGUAUGAUUUUUUUAAAAAAACAUUUUUUAAAUGUAUUUAUUUUUUAAAAUUUCUAUUUCAAAAGCGCAAACAUUUUCCACAAUUUUUGGAUAAGGUCACGCAGUUUACAGAUAUCUCAUUUGCAAGGUUAAAAGGAAAAAAAGGAAAGAUUGUGUGCAGGAGAAAUAUUUUCAUAGAGGAACAGUGUGUGUUUGGAGGAGGGACUCUCGGAGCCACAAGGUCACAAAUGUAAGGGAGGCUGAUGAAUUACUUUUAAUUCUAUGUGUUGCAAUUCAUGGUUUCUUUCUUAACCUCUUAACGGCUGGUAGGAAACACACACAAGCUGGCUGUGGGCGUAGUACUAUUGCGCAUUUGUAAAAUAGGCAGCCCCUUUAAAUUCAAACCAGGAAGUGAAUCCCACUGAUUUGCUUCACUUCCCAAUAAUUAUGCCAGGGCUUUGUAACCAUUCAUACACAUACAACAUAUUAUGUUUAGACACUUAGCUUAUAGUAGCACACUUAGAGGAGUUUCCACAAAAAUCUGGGUGAACGUGUUGGAUCUAAAACCAUUCUCAGAAGUAUGUGUGUACAUUAUUAGUAUUAUGUUAUAAUUUAUAUAGGGCCAACAAAUUCCGCAGCGCUUUACAAUGGGUGGACGAACAGACUUGUAGUUUGAACCAGAUAAGUUGGACACACAGGAACAGAGAGGUUGAGGGCCCUGCUCGAUGAGCUUACAUGCUAGAGGGAGUGGGGUAUAGUGACACAAAAGGUAAGGAUAGUAUUAGACUAAUUACAUCCCUGAAGGGUCUACAAUUUGGGUCAUUUCAGCAAUUUUACACACUGGAAUUAAUGCGAAUCAGCAUCUUGAUUUGGGCAGAACUAUGAUUCCAAAUUCAAUGUCAGCAGCCUUUUAGGGUACCAUAUAGUAAGAGUUAGCAAUGGCGAGUUAUUGCAUUCUAAAACAAUAGUACUUAAAUUUCCCACUGCUAUGUUAAUUCUCUACACUUCCCCUUUACUGGGACACAGAGUCCUAAUUAAAAAUAAAUAGUUUUUCUGGUUGCCAUAGGUAUUAUCCUAGAGGGACAUAAUCCAUAUAGGCUGGGACUGAUGGACCCUGGGCUUUAACCACAAAGGAAUUGGGAAAAGACACACUUUAGCCCCUUAAGGACCAAACUCCUGGAAUAAAAGGGAAUCAUGACAUUUCACAUGUGUCAUGUGUCCUUAAGGGGUUAAACUUGUAUAAACAUCCUUACAUUGAGUUUCUGGUUUUUAGACUGGUGAAGCAUUAGCUGGGUGGACAAUUAGCUCGGGAUAGGCACACAUAUCUGAAUGCUGGAGAUUCAUUAUUUUCACUUUGGCAAUUAUCCAAAUUAAACAAUCGUCUCACAUUAGGGAUUGACAGGUGUGUCUCCCCACAAUGAGACUCACUUUCCACUCUUCCUGGAAUCGAUGGAGUAUGUGGCACAGGUGAUUAGAGACACUUCAAGGACAAUGGCCUGUGUAUACGGAUAUAGAUUGAUACGUCCAAGAGUGCCCUCAGCAGCGAUCAAAUAAAGCAACAGAUGAUGUACAAUUGUAUUGCACAAACUAAUAUCACUUUAAUGUUUUUCUGAUUAAAUUAAACCCUGGGGCCAUUGUCCACAGAAAACAUUUACUCUGAUGUGUAGAAAAAUGGCUGAAAGUAAGGUGCUAGUUCACAUAUUUAAUUUGAUUAUGAUUUUUUUUUUCUUUUGUUAGAAUCUGGAAAUAAAUGCUAUUUACUAAUUUAUAAAAAAAAUUAAAAAAAAUCUUAUUUAAUUGAUACAUUAAAGGGACACUAUAGUCACCUGAACAACCUCAGCUUAAUGAGGUUGUUCAGGUGAGAACUAUAGCUCCCUGCAGCCUUUCUCAUGUAAACACAGUAUGUUCUGAGAAAAUACAGUGUUUACAUUGAAAGCUAGGAACACCUCCAGUUGCAGUCACUCAGAGUGAACCAGAGGGACUUCGGAGUUGAUGAAGGCAUAAUAUGCCUCCAUCCACUCAGAUCUGCUGUCAGCUGAGCACAGGGCAGCACUGUGCACAGCAUCCUUUGAUUCAGUAUCUCCUCCCUCUGCAUGCAGACACUGAACUUUCCUCAGAGAUUCAUUGAUUCAAUUCAUCUCUAUGAGGAGAUGCUAAUUGGCCAGGGCUGUGUUUGAAUCAUGCUGGCUCUGCUCCUGAUCUGCCUCCUUGUCAGUCUCAGCCAAUCCUAUAGGGAUUGGAUCAGGCUACCAAAUGUCAGCAGACUGCUUGUUUUUCUGAGUCUAACAGCAUGCAGAUUUACAGCUUCAGGCCUGAAUACAGUUUUACUAUAUUUAUGGAGGCAUGAGGUGUCCAGGGGAGCUAGAUGGUGGUGUUAACACUAUAGGGUCAGGAAUACAUGUUUGUGUUUUUGACCCUAUAGUGAUCAUUUUAAGUAAAAAAAUCUCUCUCCAUGCCUUAGAUCACUUUAAUGUUCUACUGAUUCGAAUUUGAAAAUUGUAUAUGGCCUAGUGACCUAUUGGUAACCAUGUACGUAACUGAGAACUUUUGAUAAUCAAUUAGGUAACUGAGAAUUGUAAGUUAGAACAAGUCCAGGGUAUUUUUAUUUACACAUGCUGAUUUGUAAACACAUGUAUUGUAGUUUAAAAGACCAAUUACUGUGAGAUUUACUACUUUGAAACUCAAGUACACUGCAAAGAGAGAGGAUAGAAAAUAGGGACUGUCUUGCUUUAAUAGGGACACUUGGGAGGUAUUGACUUGUAUGCAGCAAACUACUUUAAUCGGUGCAUAUAUCUGGGUUGCGCGAUGUUCAGUUGCCAAGCCAGAAUUCUAUAAUAAUAAAAAUUGUUAUAUUCUCAUUAAUAUCAAAAAUAGCACGGACAUUUUUUACAGAGCUUUAUGACUAUAGAUUUGGGGAUAUAUGACAACAUGUAAUUGACAUUUAAAAUAAUAUUGACAGAGACUAGGGUCGAAGAAGGCCCUGCUCUAACAAGCAUUCUAAUUUUUGAUUUGACAUAGUUCAUACACUUUCGCUGAACUUCGUCCAUUCCACGCGUUCUCACACCCCCUCGCCAUCCAGCACUCAGAAUGUGCAGUUUGCGCACCACACGCAUAGUCUGUGCCAAUGGGCUGUCUAGUUAUUCUGUAGGAGUAAAUCUUUGUGAAAUUCUUUUCCUUAUGGUUUCUGCAUUCCAGAAAAGGAUCAUAAAAUGCUAUGCAUUCUACUCCUCGCCCCCCCUUCCGACAUUUAUUUAAUGACUAAACUAUUGCUACUUUAAAAUGUGUGCUGUCCAAAGGGACUCAAAGAGAAUUUUCUACAUCUUGGGCUGUUAAUACUAGUGACAGGCUGGAACUAUGAAAUACAUUUACUAUGUUAACUCUUUGUGCUUACAGACGAUUAGCAAAGGAAAUAUCUGAUUGUCAUUAUGUGAAAAUAACAAAAUAUAGAUAUUCAAGUCUUUGCAGAAAGUAUCCAGCAAUGUAAUAUGAAAAAUAGAAACAUUUAUUGAAUAAGAUAUGAUACAAGAAACAUUGUAAAUAGGAUAAGGAUUCUGCAAAGUCCUUUGUUGGAAUCGCCAUCAGCUGCCUCGUUGUAUUUACCUGAAGCUCAUUGAUGGUCUGAAAUUUUUUCUCUUUCAAACGUUAUUUCAGUUUGGGAAAAGCCAGAAGUCACAGGGCGCCAAAUCUUUCAACAGAUUCUCGACUCUCUUUGAAGCGUUUUGUGCCACACUUUUAUUUACGCUGCACUCAUUGCAUCGUCCUCGAAAGCCUUCUAAACCAUACAAAUAGUUACCGCGGAGGAAUGUUCAAGAAUAACGCAAAAUUUGAUGCAGAUUUGUUACUCUAUUCGCUCAGUCAUUUUGAAUGCAACGGCCACACAGUACACAUGCUCACACGCGGUGUCUAGCGCACCCACUGACUAGUACAGCUAAGCCGCCAUUGUUCACGCAUGCGUAUUUUAGUUCACUCUCCUUGGCUGCCAGGUUACAUCGAAUUCGCGCGAACUGUUUUUGUUAUAUUAAACAUGGCUGGACUUUUUCCGUACAGACAACGUAUUGUAAACCACCAGCAGAUACCCUUAAAAGAGCACUAUACACAAACAUGUAUUCCUAAUGCUUUGGAGUUCUAGUGUCUAGUUAGAUCCUGCCUGCCCUAACUUAAAAUAUUUGAAAAGUUUUUCUUCAACACCGAGACUCACUCCGUGAAGGGCAGAUCUUCUCUGCUGACUCUUUUUGUGCUUCUCGUGUAAUCAAAUACUUCUCACAUUGAAGCAUUAAAGGACCACUAUAGUGCCAGGAAAACAAACUCGUUUUCCUGGCUCUAUUGGGUCCUUGGGUCCCCCUCACCCUCUGGGUCCCCCUUCCGCUGGGCUCUAGGGUGAGGAAGGGGUUAAAAUCUUACCUUUCUUCUUCUGACUCUUCUGCCUCAAUGCUUUCCUAUGGACGCUGGCGAGAUGGACAGUGAGAAGCUCGGAAGCGCCUCUAGCGGCUGUCAAUGAGACAGCCACUAGAGGCUGGAUUAACCCAUUUGUAAACAUAGCAGUUUCUCUGAAAUUGCUAUGUUUACAACAGAAAGGGUUAAUCCUAGAUGGACCUGGCACCCAGACCACUUCAUUAAGCUGAAGUGGUCUGGGUGCCUAUAGUGGUCCUUUAAAUCUGAUGCUUUCACAUGAGCAACAAUUAAAGAUGUUCAACGUCCACACACGUCUCAUCACUGAGUGAAACUCUGUUCUUACAGGGGAAGGGCCUCUAUUGAAAGACAGACACUGCAGAUGUGUUAACCCUGCAAUCAUAACAUUUGUUGGAUCUACUAAACAUCACUGUUUUACAUUGCAGGGUUAAAUCUACAGGCCCACUGCACCCAGACCACUUUAUUUAGAUUAAGUGGUCUGUGUGUCUUUAGUGGUUCCUUUUUAGUGGUAUUCGCCCCAACAGAACUACAGGUUAUCAAUUAACCAUAACUCAAAAUGUGCAAGGUUUCAAGCAAAAGCACUGCACAUACAUACUCCUACCACCAUCACCACUUCAAAUCACUGAAGUGUUCAUGGUGGUUGGAGUAACCCUUUAAAGGGAUACUAUAGUCACCAAAACAACUUUAUCUUAACAAAGCACUUUUGGUGUAUAGAUCAUGCCCUUGCAGUCUCACUGUUUAAUUAUCUGCCAUUUAGGAGUUAAAUCACUGUUUCUGCAGCCCUAGUCACACUUCCCUGCAUGUGACCUGUACAGUCUUCCUAAACACUUCCUGUAAAGAGUCAUCUAAUGUUUACACUUCCUUUUUUGCUAAUUCUGUUUAAUUUAGUAUUUAUGUCCUGCUCUGUUAAUAGCUUUCUAGACCCUGCAGGAGCCUACUGUGUGUGAAUAAAGCUUAUUUCAUGAUUCUGGGGACAUUUUUAAAACUCUCUCAAUGCUCUUUGUGUUUGUAAUAACUCCGGAACCCAUUGAUUGCAUUAUUUGUCCCUAAUGCAUAGUUCAUGAUCAUUCUCGGCCCCCAAUUGGGUAUGAUGUUAGAUCAAAAUCUUUUGGCCUGCACAUAGAAAAGCUUGCAUCUAAACUUUAUCCAAAACUACGUGCCCUGUACAGAAACAAAUCCUGCCUAAGCCAUACAGUAAAGGAAAAGAUUGUACAGCAAAUGCUGAUGCCAAUCAUUGAUUAUGGGGAUGUAGUAUAUGCAUCUGCAUCGCAAUCCCACAUUAAUAAACUCAACACAUUGUAUAACUCGUUCUGCCGAUUUGUGCUACAAUGUAAUUACAGGACCCACCAUUGUGACAUGCUAAAAGAACUAAACUGUCUGUCGCUGGAAUCCAGACGCACCCUUCAUCUUUCCAGCCUUGUUUUUAAAAGCUUUUCUGGGAAACUCCCACCCUACCUGAACAAAAUGCUUUCCCCAGCUGUUCCCACUUCCUAUAAGCUCCAAUCCAGUACCAACACUUUACUUAGUCUACCUCAAUACAAAAAGAAAGCGGCCCGAUCCUCCUUCUCCUACAGAGCACCGCAAUUGUGGAACGACCUCCCGCACAAUUUAAAAUCUUCCCCAAGCCUAAAGUCCUUUAAGAGAUCCCUCUCUACAUACCUCAAAACAGAAUGCACGUGUUAUGGUUGAUUAUAUAUUUCCUACCUGUUCUAUGUUACAUUUUGUAUAUAUUGUGUAUUAAUAUUGUUUUUGUAUUUUAUUGUACCCUAAUGUAACAAUGUAAUGGUUUGUGGACCCAGGACAUACUUGAAACCGAUAGAAAUCUCAAUGUAUCUUUCCUGGUAAAAUAUUUUAUAAAUAAAUUAUGUAUUCUUUAUAUAUAACGUGAUCUGCUUGUUAUUGUAACAGAUGGACAGGUUUUUAGGUUUGACAUCACCUUGCACUGUCAGCGAUUACUGCAUAGUGUGAUGUGGCUCAAUGAGUCGUUGAAAAAUCGAAAUUCGGCUCAUCGUAAAUUUGACCAGUGCAUAUAUACUUUAGUAACAAUUAAAAAGCUUAAAUAAAUCAAGGAUCUCAGCCUAGGAAAACAAGUCUGAAAGAGCGGCUGUUCAGAUAAAGUUCUGGGGUUUUGGGGUGUGUGUGUGUUUGGUGAGAAAUAACACCUCUUUUUUGAUCUUGCUUCCUAUAACACUGUCUUUUAGUGAUAAGCAACACCGAAGCUGGCUGUUUACAUCCCAAAGUUUGUUUUUUCUAAUUAGUGUAUGUGCUGUCAGGGCUUAUGUACCAAAUGAUGUAAGGAGUAGGUACUCUUCGAACCACAUAGGGUGUGUACAGGCCUUACAUCGUUCUUCACGCUAUGUUGACUGAUGUAUUGAAUACGUUAAUAUUGUUUGACUUAGCUGACGUCAAAGACUUUAAACUUUCAAUUUCCUCCCGAAAAAAAAAAAGAAAGCAAACAUUUAAACUGCACUUAAAAUAAAUGUGAUUGUGAAUGUCCACUCCUUGUUGUUGAAAGGUGCCCUUUUAAAUCUCACUCUGAUGUGUUUGAUUUAUUUGAAUACGCUGAUAUUUCUCUUAUUUACAAGUAUUCGUAGGGAAUCAGCGAGGGCUAUUCAGAGCAUAAAUUGGGGCAAAGUUCUGAAAAUGGAUCAUUUGCCUUGGAAACCAACAGAAUGUUGGGGCUGACCACUGCAUUUUUAUAACUUUUUAUUAAAUGCAUUGUUUGCUUCGCUUAAAUGUUUCUUGGUUUCAAGAACAUGCCUAUCUUUAUAAAUCGGUCAUAUAUAUAAUCUCUUAUCAUCUCCAGAGGUCCUUGCACACUGACUAUUCUUUAUAAUGCCGGGCCCAUCUUACAACCAUAACCAAAGUAUAUAUGUAAACGCCUUGCACUCACGGUCUUUUCGUAGUAAAAUUCCUUUAUUCAUUAUUCAUGUAAAAACAGAUCAACGUUUCAGCCCUCGUCCGUGGCUUUCUUCAGGAUCAAUACAUUGCCCUUAUCGAACAAUACAGAGUUAAAUAGUCCAGACUUAGCCGGUCCUUGGUUUUCCAGAAACUAAUCAAAUGGACUCAGAUAAGCUAUUCAAACUAGCCAACAAUCCAUUAACCAGGACUGGCUGCGAGAAACUCUCAUUGUACAGAGACACUUACAGCCUAGAUUGUAUUGAUUAUGCAAAGCUAACAAUUUGAGAUGCAAAGUACUGUUUGAUUAAUACACAAACACGGGUUAAUCACCCAUUCUGCACAACUGAGCAAUGAUCAGACCUGUGUGACAAACACAAACAAACCAAAAAAAACAAACAGUGAUAGCACUGGUCCUUGAUCUAUAAAUAGUAAUUUGUAUUAUUCUUUAACAUUCUGUAUGGUUCUGUUUCCCUAUGUAUUCCAGCUACUUUUCACAUUAAUGUACUUUUUAUUGCCUUAUACAAAAACUAAAAAAAACUAUACCCAAAAAAAAAAGGGAAAUUAAAGGGACAUUCGACUGGAGUUGAGACAUAAAACCAAAAAACAUUAUUUAAUAAUGCUUAAAAAAGAAAAAAAUUAAAAAUAAUAAUAAAAGAUUCUUACACCUGAAGUCUCUGCGUGCGAUCAUAUACCGUGAAGUGACUGAACCAUUCAUGACUCUCUCAUAAAGUUACUGUGAAUCCCUUGACAUUGCUUUUAAGGGAGUUUAGCGUUGUUGUCAUUUCCAGAAACCCCUUCUGUUCGACCUCUCUGGAUUGUACAAGCAGUUAACUUCUCCUUGUGACAUCCUCUUGUAAGGAGAUGGGCUUAAACCCGCUGUGAUUUUUGCAAAUUUUGCUCCGGUUUGUGCCGGGUAACAAAUCCUUGAAGCAUGAAGGCAACACAUGUUGUUAUGGUGCCUAGAGUUUCUUUUUAAAGGAACAAAACAUAUUUUUGAUACAGUGACAUAUAAAUUGCCAAUUUUUUCAGUUCAAUUUGGAAGAUAUAUACUUUGCAAUGAAGUUGAAUGUACUCCAGACACCAAAGGGUUGGAUAGUUAGCUUCACCACAACUUUCUAAAAGAUGAUAUAACCAGCUAUAAUCAACCCCAAUCAGAGUACUGCAAGAUCAGCUAACUUCAUAUGAGUUACAUCAUUUUACAAGAUUCUCAGGCAGUCCUAAAAGAAAGCUAUUAUAAUUUAUUAUUUAAAAAGAGGGCUCAGAGAUGGCUGCCGCACUUAAAACAAUUAUUGAUGUACGUGUGUUGACUACAGAAUAAUACACUACAAAAUUUGAUUAGUUUUUUUUUUUCAGUAGCGAUCAAUAAGUGUAACAAUUUGCCUUAAAGUAAAAACAUUUUUGUAGGUACACAGAAAGUAGUUAAGUGCACAUAAAGACUACAUACCGGUAUUUUGUUUCCUUAAAAUAUUUUAUUACUAUUUAUUUUUGAAAUUAUUCUUUAUUACCGGUAACUAUUAGAAAUAACGUAAUUAAUUUAAAAAAAAGGAACAACAAUGUUGUAUUCUGUUAAAAAUGUUAAGUGGUUAAAGGUGUUAACUAAGAAUCCAUUAAUAAUAUGUCCCAGCAUGAACCUGGCCUCAGACUACUAAUUGUAACAUUUUAAAUAUUUGCAAUUUAUGUACAUCUAGUGCAAGAAUCCAAAAGAAUAGUAGUUCUAUUUGUGUCUAGUAAAUAUUAAUAACUGUAUUCAGAACUGCCUUAAAAAUGUUAAUACAACAAAUGUGUGUUUUUUUUUUUUAAAUGCUCCUUUGAUUUAAUUAAAAUAAUAUAUAUAUAUAUAUAUAUAUAUAUAUAUAUAUAUAUAUAUAUUAUUUUUAUUUGCUCUGAUACAUUGUUCUUGGUUUCCUCAGGAUAUCAAUGGCCAGAUGAAUGACCACUGUCCACGUCUGUGUAAUUUAAAGAAAGGGAAUAAUGGUUACGGAUUUAAUCUGCACAGUGAGAAAUCGCGGCCUGGCCAGUUCAUUCGGUCAGUGGACCCAGGAUCCCCAGCAGCUAAAGCAGGUCUGAGACCGCAGGAUCGUCUGGUUGAGGUAAGAAAUGAUGGUGAACAUUUUGUGAUUUUUGAAUGAAUCAAAUAUAGAUUAGCUUUAAGAUAAAGACUCACACAAAUCCUUACAGAGUUAUUCACUAAAGGGUGAAUGUCAAACUGUAGACCAAAUAUUCUUAUGUCCGCUAUGUUUUCAGUUCAACUUCAGUUCAUCGUUUUUUGGGGGGGGUAGAAUUUUAGAUUUUUGAUUAACUUUCAAUUCUAUUUCAUUCAAAGAAUUAUGGGAGUUGUAGUUCAGCAACAUCUGGAGGGCCUGAGUUUGGGGAAGCUUGUUUUAGUUGAUCAGCUGGGGGCGUAAUCUGGUAGCGUCCUUAAAUCUCUCCAGUUGAUCAGCUGAAACGUUCAAGUGAGGGUCUUCUCUCACUGCUUCUCCUGUGAGAGAUGCUUUAGAAGUUAUCAUUUUUUUAUUAAUAGGGGAGUCUCACAGCAGGAGGCAUAAGAGCCUUUGGAUAACCACUUCUCCUGUUUACUGUCUAUAGAGGGUUAAUAAUAAUUUGUUGCAUUUCCUAGUUAUGCACAGUUACAUGCAGGGCUAAAUGUUGCAGCACUUAUUUUAAAAUCAAUGCAAUUCGCCAUUUACAGGUAUAUUCAAAUAUGAAUAGUUGUGUAUUCAAACUGAAUUUGAGAAUUUUUCACUGUUACAUUUUUCAAUUUCAUCUGUUUAAGCCUAAAAUUUCCUUUAAAUAAUUGCAGACAAUUCACAUUUCACGAAUAUCUCUGUCUUUGAACAAACUAUGUUGUCUGCUUAUCCCUGAAUAUCCUGAAAACCCACUUUUCUGCUCGGUUGGGGGAGUAAUCAAACUGCUGUGUUCUAAAAAGAGAUGUAAACAUUGUAAAGGGGAGGAUCACCAAUGGAAUAUGCUUGCUGGUUCCAUUGGUUUCCAUGGUGAUUGCCCAACCUUUAGUAUUUUUUUUUUAGAACAAAAAAGUUUGAAAUAUUUCCUGCAAGAGUUUUCUUCCUCUUACAGUGUGGUUUAGCUGUUAUUUCCUCUGGAGCAAAUAUAUUGAUUCUUAACAAUGUAAUCAUAAAUGUAGCUGAUUCUACCAUAUACUGCAGUACAGUACAAGACAUUUGAUUACAUCGAACAAAAAAGAAACGCAAAGCUUUUUACAAGUUUCAAAUAUCCAAAUUGUAAAAGGCAUGUUUGGAGGAGAUUGUGGAGAUUGCACCGGGCGAUAACUUCGAUAGGUGAUUUUCUUAAAUAAAGUAAACACCUGUGCUCUGCAUAGUGCACCAGGUCAUUCGAUCUGGCCCCACGUUGCCCAAGUCUAGUGAACCUUGGAUGGCCUCUGUCCGGCUGAUCUGUCAUCUCCUUGCUUUGUGUUCUCCGCAAGUCCUGCCCUGUAAGCCAGGGGCCCUGCUGCAUAUUUAAUGCAGCCAGGGCAGCCAUGCGAGGGGGAGUGGGUACCUUGCCAGAGGGGCGUGGGUCUGGUUUUCUGUUUUAUCCUCCACCUCUGACAAACCACCUGCGGCAUUUGGGAACCUGAUCUCUGCUCUACCUCGCAGACAUUCAGUGCCUGAAGCUCGCAUGAAUAUUUCAUGCCGUAUUGUAAGGGACAGAGGAAUCCCAGUAGACGUUUGCCAGAGCCGGCUGGCCAGGCAAAUGUGUGUGUGUGUGUGUGUGUGUAUCAGAACAGCGGGGGUUAACUUUGGUGUCCCGGAUGUUUGCAAACUACAUUUCCCAUGAUGCCCAGCCAACCUAGGCCCACCUAUCAUCGUGGGUAAUAUAACUCACCAUGAUCUGAGCUGUCAGGGACAGCCAUUACUAGUCUAGAGCCAUGGCUGCUUCGGCUCGUGAUAGGGUUAAUCUUGGCUAUGCGCAUGUAUCCAGCUGUAUUUGUAGUUAGAUGAUGUAAUAUACAUUUAUUUCCUUUCUCUCCCUCAGCCCAAUAACAACAGACACACUGCCUGAUUGGCCAUUGGUCCUGACAGCCCCUAAAUUUUAGAACACAGCUCAUAAACUCAGAUCUUUCAAAGAAACUAGCUUCGGGUUACUGUGGUUACAAUCUCUUACUUUAUCUGUUCAUGCAUUAUAUAUACUUUCCCAAAAAAUAAUAUGCAGGUCAUUAUGAGAACAUGUUUGUUGGGGAGGUAAUGAAAAUCAGAAGUUGUAAAGGAAUGAGAAUCAGAAGAUGUAUUUUGGGGAAGGGAAAGGCGAUCAGAGGUGGGGGGAUUAAGGUCAGAAGGUAAAAAGUGGGGAGGGAGGGGAGGAAAGUUAGAAGGUGUAAGAUGGGGGAGAGAAUGGAGGUCAGAAGGUAUAAGGUGGGGAGAAUGAAGGGUGAGGGUCAGAGGGUGAAAGGUGGGGGAGAGGAAAUGUAAGUGUGAAGGCAUAAGGUUGGGGAAUGAAGAUGAGAUGAUGUAAGGUGGGAGGAAUUAAGGAUGCAAGUAACACGGUGUAAGGUUGGGGAAUUAAGGUCAGGUGGGGGAAAUGAAGGUCAGAAGGUGGGAGGUGGAGGAGGGAAGGAUUAAGGUCAGAAGGUGUGAGGUGGAGGAGGGAAGGAUGAAGGUCAGAAGGUGUGAGGUGGAGGAGGGAAGGAUGAAGGUCAGAAGGUGUGAGGUGGAGGAGGGAAGGAUGAAGGUCACAAGGUGUGAGGUGGAGGAGGGAAGGAUGAAGGUCACAAGGUGAAGGAGGGAAGGAUGAAGGUCAGAAGGUGUGAGGUGGAGGAUGGAAGGAUGAAGGUCACAAGGUGUGAGGUGGAGGAGGGAAGGAUAAAUGGUCAGAAGGUGUGAGGUGGAGGAGGGAAGGAUGAAGGUCACAAGGUGUGAGGUGGAGGAGGGAAGGAUAAAUGGUCACAAGGUGUGAGGUGGAGGAGGGAAGGAUGAAGGUCACAAGGUGUGAGGUGGAGGAGGGAAGGAUGAAGGUCACAAGGUGUGAGGUGGAGGAGGGAAGGAUGAAGGUCACAAGGUGUGAGGUGGAGGGAGGGAAGGAUGAAGGUCACAAGGUGUGAGGUGGAGGAGGGAAGGAUGAAGGUCACAAGGUGUGAGAUGGAGGAGGGAAGGAUGAAGGUCACAAGGUGUGAGGUGGAGGAGGGAAGGAUGAAGGUCACAAGGUGUGAGGUGGAGGAGGGAAGGAUGAAGGUCACAAGGUGUGAGGUGGAGGAGGGAAGGAUGGAAAGUGUGAACAUCAUAAUGUGACAUGUAGAGAAAGUGUAAAGUUGGGGGUAACAAAGGCCAUAAAGAGUAAUUGAGGGUUGGAUACAAAGGCCAGAACUUACAGAAAGAUGCACGUCUAAUGUGGGGAAUCUGGGUGCAAAGGCAAUGCUAGUGCAAGGUGGGGGAUAUUGUGCCGAUGUCAGAACAUGUAAGGUAGGAUACAGGGUGCAAAGGUAAAAAAUACUUUAGGAGAUUAUUAAGUAUAUGCCGAAUAAGACGAUACAACGUCCAGAAAGUGCACAAGGGUGAGUGACAACGUGCAAGUAAAGUGCAGUAUAGUAAAAGUGUAAUAUGGACAUGCUGAAGUGUAAAACCGAGGAGAUUUUGGGAGAGUGGAAGUUGGGGUGGGGGCAGGGUGGGAAGGAUAAGAAAGGCAGAGGGGGGGGGGGGUUUAUGGUGGGAGACACAGGGCAGCCCAGCUAAACACAAAGUGAUUAUUUCUGAGAGCAGAAUGCAGGAAGCCGUUGCUAGGGAACCAGGAAAAGAGACCUUGGUGUUUAUUUUCAAUGCUAGAGUCUAGGGCAGGGAGGUAAAGAAAGAGAGGGAUUUUUUUUCUUUGCCGUUUUUGUAAUGAAAAAGAGCCCGUUACCUUGUACAUUACCUCAGGGAUCAGGCCUGUAUUGUAAAGACGUACAGCAACAUGCAGUUACAUCCAGUAGAGUGACUAACAUCACACGGUAUAACCAACAUUAUUAACAGAGACGUGUCUCACAGCUACAACAUGCGUUUCAAAUCUCACUAUGGCAUUUAUUCGCUAAACUCGAAACUGUAAGAGAAUAAAUUUUUUAUUUUUUUUUAAAGUAAAAUAGAUGAAAAAAAUUGCUGACUUUUUUUUCUAGGUCUGCAAUAUUGGGUCACAACAUUUUCCACAAUUCCUGGUUUAAUGGGAAAAAAAAUAAAUAAAUAUUAAAAAUAUAUAUAUAUAUAUAUAUAUAUAUAUAUAUAUAUAUAUAUAUAUAUAUAUAUAUAUAUAUAUAUAUAUAUAUAUAUAUAUAUAUACACACACACACACACAAACUCCAUGGAUUCACUUGUUUGGCAUAUGGAAUCAGGUGAAAUAAGUCUUGGCCAGGGGUGGCCCCAGAUGAUGAUGCAAUAGCCAUUUCGGCUACCACUGUCCAAGCCAUUCAAUGCCGAAGCUAAAUGAAAAUGAGAGCUUUAAGUUAAAGGAAGUUCCUGUAAGCCAAUAUAUUACCCUGAUUUUCUUGUAAAUUUUAUAAGAGGCACCAUUUGCUUGUUGGUUACCGAUUCUCAGACCCUUUAAACAUUCCUUCAUGUUGCUGAUUGUAGGUGAACGGGCACAAUGUGGAUAAUAUGAAACAUUCCGAGGUGGUGGCCAACAUAAAGGCCAAGGAGAACGAGACAACGUUACUUGUGGUGGACCCAGAGACAGACGAGUACUUCAAGAAACUAGGUAUCGUCCCUACAGAAGCCCACGUCAAAGGUGAGUGGAUUCCUGCAACACUGGUGGCCUUUAAAAAUGUUUAAAAUGUUAAGAACAGUGAAGGAAAUGUCAAUAAGAACAAAUAAGAUGACAAAAUCAUGGGAGUAGGGUUGAUGGUCCAAAUCUAAUUCUAAAAUAAUGUAUUCAGUGGUAAUGUCUAAAAACAUUUUAUAAUGUUUGUUUAAAAUUUGUUCUUCAUUUUAUUUAUUUUUUUUAGGUUCCGUCCCGCAGUCCUUGAGCAAUGGAAUGACACAGGUCAGUAUGUUAUCAUGUUUCUAGGUGUGCGUGUUUGUGGGUAACUGAAAAGGAUAAAGUAAGAAUGUGUAGAAAAGACUUUAUCUGAGGAUAUACAAAAGUUUAACCAAAGCCAGAUAAAAUGCUACAAAUUGACAAUGGGAAAACACAGCUCCUGAUAAACUAUAUCACUUUCCUUAGGUAAUAAGAUCACAGGCCAUCUCCCUAGGCUCAUAGAUAGGUCUCUCUUUUAUUUGUGUACCAGUGUGUCUAUUUAUAUGUUGUACUUGAUUACCUGUUUUUAAUUCACCCAUUGUACAAAGCACAGGAAAAUAGAAAUAAAAUUAAAAAUAAUAUUUCAAGCAACUGUUCUUUUCUAAAGUACCCUGCACCCUUAUCUCCCUCCCCCAUUUCAAAAAAUGUUAAUCCUGACCUUAAGAUCUUAACUUGCUUAUCUAAUCUGGGUUUUAAAGCUUCCAUGGUUAACAAAUACUAGCCAUUCCUUAUAAUUAAACCAUGCACCCUGCUUUAUCAAGACCUUUAAUUUGCAAGGAUGUACAAAAAUCCUUUAUUAGGUUUUCAGACAUAGGAUAAGGACUGUGAUUGUUAUUGGGUUUUAUGUACUCCUAGUUUCAACAAACUGUAAUUACAGAUUUCCUAGUUUACGUGGCAGGUUAUACUUACUGAACAUGUAUAGAAUCUAGUGAUCUGAUGUUUCCUGUCUUUGUUUUACAGUUGAACGGAGGCUCCUCAACGUCUUCAUCCCACAGUGAUCUCCAAAGUCCAGACAAAGAUUCACAGGUUAAAAGCCACUUAUAUGUACACUUUUCUGUGAAUGAUAAUGUAAGCAGAUUGAGAAGAGCCCACACCUCUUUCAGAUAACUAACACGAUAGUCAGUGUUCUAUGUUGAAAAAGAAAUUGAAUGUAAGAGGUGCAACUCUCCUGGAAAUCUUGUGGACACAUUGGGCACACUCUAUCACUCAUCUGAACUUAUAAUUUAAGAUGAAAAAGGACCUAUUCGUUGGACAACCGUCUUGUUUUGGACCAAUCUCAAACUGUCGCGGAUAGAUUCCUAAACCUGGACUUUUACGACGUAACACUUCUUUUCUAGAACACUCUGGUACAAGUCUGCAACUGUAUACACUAGGGCGAACACGAAAAUACAUAUUGAGGCCUAUAGUAGACAUACUUAUUCAAUUAUACUAUCUAGAGAAGAAUGCCUACACAAGAAGAGGCAAAAUAUUACACUAGCUUUUUAUGCAACCUAUCUGCUAAAUGCUGUUAAAAAAAAUAUGGUGUGGGUUUAGUUACUGUUAAAAUGAUAAGUUAUUGAAUGACAAUGCUAACGUGUGCUGUUUCUCUCUGGUUAGGCUGGUGACCUGGGAAGGAAAGACCCCUUUGAAGAAAGUGGUUUAAGUCUGAGUCCUACAGCAGCUGAGGCCAAGGAGAAAGCACGGGCCAAGCGAGCCAACAAGCGAGCUCCUCAGAUGGAUUGGAGCAAGAAGCAUGAAAUUUUCAGUAACUUCUGAUCGUCAUCCACCGUCCAGAUGGGAACUAACGUAGGACUUCUUCAAACCUUGUCCCACUGCAAACACAAAAAAAACAACUAAAUUCUGCGGACUAACCAGAGCGCAAGCCACCGAUCCAACCCAAUAAGGAGAGGAUGCGAUCAAAGUUUAACCAUUUCAGUUACGGCAUUUCAAAGGAUCUUUUGUUUUUCUUUUCUUACAUCUUAACUUUUAGUGAUGGACUUAUCAGAGCCCCAUUGGCCCCUUUGCUGGAAUAUAAGCGUCUUAAACGGGACUGACAUGGGCUCUGCACAACUGAUAAGCAAUUUUUCCUCCACACCCAGAUGACAGUGAAGUCAAAAGAAACUCUUAGAACACUGUGCAGACACUGAGUCUUAGUGAUAUUUCAUCAAGCUUGAUGAGAACUGUAGCCCAGCUGGAGGAGGAAGAGGGGGUUGGCCAUCUCUAAAGAUAAUUGUAGGCAAAAUAAUCAGAAUGUUGAUCCUGCAAGGGAAAAGCACUGGAGAAUAUCUCAGCUAAGGGAAGUAUGUAUGGCCAAGUACUUGUAGAGAUUUGAGAGGAGGGGGUGCCUGAGCAGUUCUCCAUCCCAACUAUAAAAAGUGCCCCCCACCCCUCCUAACAUCUGCAGGAGUUUCUCUGUUUAUAAAAGAACUUCCUUAUCCUGUCCUGUGGUUCGAUCAAGACUUGGGAAGCUUUACUUCCCCAUGCUGCGGACACUUUUCAUUGUUAGUAUUGAAGUUCUCAGGACUGGAGCUUGGUUUUGCAAUUAACCAGGAUCACCUCUGCGUAAACCUCAAAAAACAAAAUGAUCAUGUUAUCAUGUUACCCCAAUACCUGCGGUAAUCAACCCAGUAGGCUAUUUCCACCCCAAGCGGGCAAACGGAAAGGCUGAAAUUUUUCCUGCAGAAACAUAACAAUGAUAAUGUUGCAUCUUUAUAAAAAUAUAUAUCAAUGUAAGUAUUAAGCAAUUAAGGCCUCCACGACAACACACGAGAAAAUGUAUUUCAUAGACCGGAAUAUCAUUUUGUCAUCAACAAUUUUUUUUUUUUAAAAACACUUUUAAUAUGAAGCCCCAUCUAUUUAAGCAAAUCAAAAUGGUUUCAAUACCGUAAUGCGUCACUACGUACAAAUGUCUUGAUUGUAGAGCUUCUGCGGUGAUGUCCAAUAUUUUGUCCAUAAUAAUGCAAAUUGAAAGUUUAUUGCAAUUCCUCUUACAUCUAUUAUGUUGAGCUUACAGGGAAGACAGAUUGUGUGUUCCUCGCAUGGAGAAAAAAAGUCUAGCACGUCAAAUAGUCCCUCAAGGGAUGGGCAUUCUUUAACAAAGCCAGAACCGCUGGCUUUUGCCUUGUCAACUGAUGUGCAGAUGGUUUUAGUUAAAGAGAAUUAUAAUGGAUGCACUCAGACUAGAGAGAGUCACAAUCUGCCCUCAAGCUUUGGGAUAAAUACCCAUUCUGUGCCUAGCUGUGCCCACCCUUUCCCUGGUGUGACAUGGAUCUCACAAAACAUUCAGUCAUUUCAGAGAGAGAGCAAGAGACUUCCAUUUGCAUAAUGAUGCAUAAGGAAGGCAUAUAAAGCCACUGAUUUAAUAAAUGGAUGCAUUCAACAUGCCCUCUUGUAUAACUGGAGACAAGUCACAGUUCUGGUUGUUUUUGUAAAAUGUCAAUAAUAGGAUAACCUGCAUUAUUUUUCUAGAAUUGGCAGGGGGAAAGGAGGGGUGGCGGGGGUUACAAAGUCUUUACUGCUGUAGUCCGAAAGCAGCUGUGUCAAUUUUUCGAAACGUGCUGGAAAGAAGGUCCCGUACAUAUACAGAGGAUUGGUAACGGGAGAGGUAGCCUUAGUCCAUGGCGUUAAACGAUAUUCUCUUUACUUUAAGAACAAGUUAAUCAAGGGGAUCAUUUACUAAACAGUGGGUUGCAGUUAGUUUACUGCCAAGAUGAAAAAUCUGAAAUUAAAAUUAAUUAGUUCACCCCCCCCCAAUGAAUAAUUUUGUCCUACAUAUUGCACCGUGGUUACGAAAUGAAAAGCUGGUUUAUUAAAACUCCUCCCAACCACAGGCUAAAAUAUUCCGUUAGAUAAAGUUCAUCCACUGAGAUGUCAAAAGCUGCAAUCUCAUAUUAUGAGGUUUACCCUGUACUUGUUCCAAAAACACUCUUUUUAAUCACUACAGGGAGAUUAGAUUGUUGCUGGCCAAAGAAAAUAUAUUUUCGCUGUAAUCCCUUUCUCAAAAAAAACAAACAACCCUGUCCCCUCGCCCCCACAAACGAAAUUUGGAAUACUCAUGUAAGAUUAAAAUCAGCAGGAUUCUGGUAUAAUGAGCAUUGGAUGCCCUCUAGUGGACAACCGUCUGUACUGAAUCUCUAGAGCCUAUUGAAAUACUAACCCUUAUUCCAAAAUAAUCUUACAUUUAAACCUCUCACAUUCAAAUAGAGACCCUGCAUCUCAUGUUGACUGUAGUUUUAAACUUGUACAGUAACUGCUGAGAUUUGCACACAACCCAAAAGCGAUAUAGCAGUUAGCUGUGUGUUGUGCCUAUAUUUUCUUAACAUUCUCAGUAGGUUAUGUUGGGGAUCCUAUGUAAGUUAACUCCUGCAGUCCCAUAAGUGGGUGCAUGUGCUCAUAUUGGUAUUUCUGUUUGGGUCUCGGAGAGGGAAUGAGCAUGUUCAAGGCAUCACAUGGCUGCAAGGUCAUCUAGAGCUUGUACUUCCACAAAACCACUCUCCACAAUAAACAGUUCAAUGGUCAUGGUCAGUUGAUUUUUGUAAAGAACACAAGUUGAGUAACAGUUUAGUGAGCUUUGUUGAAUCAAGCAGAAUUUGUAUGACGUUUCAGCGUUCCAGUAUAAAGAGACACUGUAGGGACUGUAUCUGCUUCAUCUCAUUAAACUGGUUAUAGUAUCUGGAGUCCCCUGGUGCCAUAAUUUCGUUCAGCAUUAAACAGUUCUUAAUGUUAUGUUUCAAUGCUAAAUGAGAGUCCCCGGCUGCCCAUCCGCUGCUUUGGCUAAUGAGUAAGUAUUAGCAUGAGCAGAAAAAGGCAGCUGUGAGUAGCAGCUGACUGCUUUUAGCCUAUCAGAGCUCCAACAGACUGUAUUAAGAGUAUGGCUACAAGGAAGUGUGUAAUGUCUGCCUUAGCCACACCUUCAGAAGGGGCCAGACUGUGGGUGUCCAGGAAAUCUAAUUGCUCUAACCUGGUUUAAAACUGAAUGGAGGGGCAGUACCAGGGGGCUGCAGACACUAUAACCAAUUCAAUGAGAUUAAUGGCUAUAGUGACUACAGUGUCCCUUUAAGAAUAUGUGUACCUACUAAAAAAUAACCACGGCAGUUUCCCUAUUUAAAUUUACAUCUUCCAUCAUCUUUUUUUCAUAGGAACCCUGGCUAGGCUAAUGUGGCCUGAAAGGCACAGGGCUGGGUAGAUAGAAGAUAGUUUUAGAACGUUGUACAAACAUAAUGUAGUUUGGGUAAAAGUGAAUGAUAUGCCAAUAAGAACAUUUAUCGUUUGGAAAGGAGCAGUUGGAACAGUAGGCCCAGUAGUGAAAGAGUUAAAACGACUGAACCUUCUUAUGUCCAAGGAGUAGGUUGGUGGGAUUUGUGAGUCCUGGUCCACUAAAUUAUGUAGAAUUAAAAUGGAUAUGAUUCAUAUUGGCAUUUUAAGGCAGGCUGUGCAUCUUGGGAAAUGUGUCUCAGAAAGAUCUGAGUUACAAAACUAAAUCCGUGAACAUAGAAAGACUAUUGUAAUGCAGAAGAUAUAAUGUAAGGUUAUGAACAUUCCGUAAAAAGCUUAUUAUAAUUGAAUAGGCAGUGAAAUGGUGUAUGCUUCUACGUGCAAGAUUUUUUUUUUUUUUGCUUUUUACUGUUUAGUAAACGUACGCUUGUGAGCUUGUUAAAUAAAAGUGAGACUUUUAGUGAUAUACUGGAGGUUAUGGAAGAACAUCAUUCUGUGAGAAAGUCCACCAUCUACUAUAUGCUCCUGGACCAGGCUUGGCCAAUUGAUGGGAUUCGUAGUUCAGGCACAAAACUAUAAUUUGUCUACUUGGCGGCAUCUGGAGUUGAAUUAUUUAAAACAAGUAUAUAUAUAUUAAUGUGUUCACAUUCAUAUUUGUUUAACCCUGGUGGACGCCAGUAACUGGUUUAUUGGAAUCAUGUGAUAUUCCUGAAAUCUGUGUUUCACCGAAGACGUAUUUAGCAAAUUAAACAAUAACAACGACAAGAAAAAAUCUGAAAACCUCAUAUAGUGAGGAGUUAGAGGAAUCGAAAUGUUGAUGAAUGUAAGCGGAGUGGCAUAAUUGUAUAUUAUCAAUGUUGACAAAACAAAUUUGUAUUCUACAAGAGACUUGAACUGACCAGUGGGACUGUGCUCUAAGUGAGCCAACAUGGCUGAAGAAGGUCAUGUGAUCUGUGGCACUCUGCGGGAUAAGAGACCUAAGGAUGCUUGUAGGCAAAAGAUCGUCUUCAAUAUAGACUAGCUGCUGCCCCCUGGUGGUAGUAUGGAGACUGAGAUAUCUUAAAAGACUGCUUCUAUUGAAAGAAGUAUAUUCUGAUUAACUGACCGAAUAUGGCCAUAACACUGCCUUAUAUGUAGCUCUGUUUGGAAUCAACAUAUUUUUGUACUUGUAAACCUAAAAUUGUAUAAGGCACACAUAUGAGAACAGUUAUAUAUGACACACACAACAUACAGUGUAAACUGCAAUGUGCUUAAUAAACAGCUUUCAAAGUAGGUGUGUUUUCUGACCCAAAUUUGCAAUUGUAUUGUCAUCGGACAAGAAUGAAAAAAAAUGCUUACAUUUAG
This is a messenger RNA of Pelobates cultripes (western spadefoot toad), 74273 nucleotides long. The record is from the annotation of a GenBank genome assembly. NCBI's taxonomy places the organism in Eukaryota, Metazoa, Chordata, Amphibia, Anura, Pelobatidae.